AUGUCAAGUUUGCAUAUCAAGAGUCUGUUUCAGCUGGUUCUGUCGAACCAAUUGGAGCUUCCGGUGAGCCAUUUAAAUCAUUAUUCCCACCACCCACCGCCCCUCUUCUCAACCAGAUAUCCUAACAGUCAGCCGACCGAUUGUAGGGGAGGCUCCUGGACCUGCUUGUUGAUUGGGUGAAAUCAGUCGACGUGUUGGAGCCAAGCAGGCACAUCCUCUGGCCUCUGAUCACACCCGUCGCUUGGCCGAAACCGACGCUGAAGCCGAGGCCCUCUCGUGCGGGCCUCCCCUCUGCCUCCACCACCAAUGCGACAGCCUUCUACGCCACAUCCCCCUGCGCCGUAUUCCGUCACUGUGCGGCCGCCUAUGCCAGCUCAUCAGAUGUACGAGCUUGCCUCGCUGCCACCAGGACGCCCGAUGCCAACGGUAGAGCCUUUCACCGGGUGGGGUUACAAAGCUCCAAUGUCAGAAGUGACCGCAGCCGCAGCAGCACCCUCCGGGUCGAUAAGGAGACCGCUGAGGGCGUCGCGAUGGUCGCCAACUCCCUCUGGCCUGUCCCACUUUCACGCUACCUCAGCGCCUACGAGACGCCUCCCUCACUGACUGCUGCGCCUCAAUCGACUUCCUUUACCAGCGAAAGACCGCUCCUUGGAGUGGCAGUCUCCACGUGGUUCAAUCUCCACAAUGACCAGGUCAGCAUUAGGGCAUUCUGAUAUUCUUCGCAUGGCCGUGGCGCGUCGUCAUUUAUUCACGUUCACUUCGUAACUACUGGGCACUGAUGAAUGAGCGUGGUCGACUUCCUGGUCGGAAAACCCCGGAGACAAUUGUAUUCUUUCUGAAAAUGACAGAACUUCAAAGCCCAUUAAUAAGUCGGCACCAUCGCUACUCCUGUUUGAGUUACACUACCACGCUGCGAAACUUAAAUAGAAAAAAAAACACUUGGACGAUGAGAGGAUACUCGUUUAUCCGCAGUCUUCGGGCCUUGGUAAACGGAACUGCACUUGGGAAAAAUGAUCGGAAUUUGAGCAUUCAUACAGUAUUGGUUUUCGAUGCCGAAGGCCUGAUAAAGCGAGGAAAUCGCCGAAUUUCCGCGGGGAAGGUUACCUCAGUUCUGGUUUCGCACUUUUCUCCCUCGCCCAGGCACCAGUGCCCUUUACUACCCCAUCAGCCGACUGCUGAUGAGAUGCGACACAGUGGUUAGCGUGAAACACGCCUAGUGCAUGCCGCACGCUCCGUUUCAGCGUAGCCGAGCUAACGCGUCUAUUGACUGAUGUAGGGGCUGGUCCGAUCUAACGCUACGGCUGUGCAUUGUAAGAACUAGCACAUUUAUGACGCAUAAAUGUGGCCUUUCUCCCGCAGCCAUUGCACCUAGUCUUACUCUCGUCUUGCCUUACCAACAGGGUGGGUUUAAGAGGAAAGCGCGAGGUCGGCGCUAUGCAAGUCUUCUUUGCGCGCUAGUCGCCACUGCGCUCUCCGUAACAAUUGGGCUCCUUUUCGCUCACAAUAAACAUACUUUCUCGCAGCAGGCAGCGGUGACUUGCACACCGGAGUCAUACCCGGAAAAACCUGCAUGUCAAUCUAACUGUCUGCCGGUUUGGUGAUCGGCAUAUGCCAGUCUUCGAGUCAUUUUUUGACGCCUUCGUUUUAUCCUUCUGUACACUCCCCGUCCCCCCUUGAAACGCCAAGAGAUGUACUUAGUAAUUUGUGCAGUUGCGACAGGGCUCGUUCAGUGCUUUGUCGCGUGAAGAUUUUUUUAAUCCUCGAUAUGUUGCACUUUUGCUUGAGUGCGUGUGAUCAUUGUGACUCUCAAACUGUCAAACUGCCUUUAUUUAUCUUUUUUGGCUUCUUCACAGACCAGCCUUCCAGACCCUGGGACCCGUCAGGAAUUCGUCUCGGCCCUCCCUCUCACCGGCGAGCGUAUUUUCUCCUAUUCCGCCCAAGGCCUGCUGGUUCACCUGGCCACCCUUGAGGCGGUCUCUACUUCUACUGGCCUCGCCAGACGAUUCUCCGCCAGCGCUCGUCCCUCCGCUACCGCCCAGCAGAUUCGGAGUCAACCAACGUCUGAUGUGAACUGCCCCAGCUGUUGGUCCUUCCAGGUGGCGUUUCUGUGUGCCUUUAUGCAUACUGUCUACGGUUCUCACCUUCAUGCUUAGUGACUUAGGGUAUUUGAUUUUUUCUAGUUUUGGAAUGUCCCUCAUCUGGCCGGAGUCUAUGUCCGAGUUUGGCGUCGAUGUGUGCGUCACGCACGCUGCCAGCACGCGUUCGGAUGUCUGCCCUCGGCAGUUCACUCACUGAACGAGUCUGACCUUCAGCUCACACUUGUCGGCGACGCGUUUCUGCCGCUGACGGAUGAGGAAGCAACUGCUGUUCAUCCGGCAGUUGGUUGGAAUCAUCUUUUUCUCACGGUGCUCUGGAAUACGGAUGCGGUUGGUGUCCUCUCUGGAUGGGUAAGCAAGUCUGUUGCACGACCUGCUAUUUCCUUCGCUACAUAUCCAGUCAUAAUUGGCAGAAAAGAGCUGACGAGGUGAUCUUUCGAAGGAUACCUGUCAUUUGUUUGUCCUUUUGCAUGCUUUGCCGUCCAGCGCUAAGGUUUCAAAUGACAGUUCCAUUCACCGUCCCAGCUUGAACUCAAGACGGUGUACGUGCGCGCCGCAUUGUUCUGAAAUUCCAAGCCGGAGUCUUUGUAGGCGUCCUCCUAGCGAUGAACGUUGCAUAUCUGAGAGGUUUGCCAAUUAGUAAAAGACGAGUAGACUGGCCAGUCGUACUUUAUCGCCAUGCAGGGCAGAUCGGAUAUCUGAACCUGUAGCAGCCGCUCCAGUCCCCCUUUUCUCCGGCUCCGUUUUGUCGAACAAUGGCCGCAACAGCUGUUGACACACGGCCACCCCCACCGGCUAACACUCGAGCACCUCCGGCCCAACUUCAGUGACUGUCGGCUGACCUCACAAACUUUCAUCACCUCACGCGCGCCUAACGCCCUGGCUUGAUACCCGUGAGGCAUUGUGUGCAUGCGCCCCUUCUUCCUCCCCUAAUUUGUCCAAUCACGCGACCAACACUCAACCAGUCACCCCCUCCUGCUGACCCAGACACUCACACCCGCGUGAACAACACACCGCGACUGACGCUCUCCGUGAACGGACUCUUAUCUCUGUUGCAAGCAAACAGCCAACUUACGGCAUUCUGUCCUGUGUACAGAAUAAAGUAGUCCUCACAGCUCCCUGACUUCUGACAGUAGACGAAGCGAACUUAUUGCGCGUGGGUUAAGUUGAUCCCACAUCCUUGACCGCCACAAAGCCUCUUUCGGUUGGUUUGGAGUCUAGCUUGCUGUUUCUGCUGCUCAAUGCGGUGGGUAGGCCAGAAGAAAUGGUCAUUCACCUCCCACGUCCCUGUCUUUGACAAUAACUCUUUCCAUCCUCAUCAUGAAAACUGUCAUACCACUCUUCUCUUGUCCAAGACUUUGCCGUCUGUUUUGUUUCGUCGGUUCAUCGACUCGCCCCUGAAAUAUCACAUCGUCCAGUGAAUAAGCAUUCUGUCAGAUGAGGUCUCACCCUACGUUCUUGUGCCCAACAUGCGUUACGCCGCAGAAGAAUUGGCAAUACGACCGUCAGAGCAUUGGUGUUGGUUGCUUUUCCCUCCCUGAUUGCUACCUGCUGGAAAUUUUAAGCGGGAUCAUCGAGAAAUUGCGUUUUACAAAUAGUCCUCCUCUGCAUUCACCGGUAAAAACACUCCGAUCACUCCACAUGGGGCAACUAGUUGUAUAGCGGUGACGUUUACCGACCUAGUUGAAUUCUAAAACCGCCAGGUAUGCGGUUUAAAUUCUUUUGAUGAGCGACGAGCUUCCACUAAGAUUUCUCCGCAUAUGCCCUGCAUUUCAACCUUCUUCCUUGCGCGUAGCUUUGCAAGUAAAAUCUAAUAGUCUCAGCCUCCGUCUCGCAGCCAGCUUCGUUUUCAGAUGUUCACCUCCUCUACUGUGUCUACGACUCCUGGUGUUUUUUAACUUGUGGCCGAUGCGGGCUGUGUGAUACUUGCCACCCGGAAGCCUCUGUUGUGGCCUUCACGUAGUUUGUUCUGCCUGGGUUUGGAAAUUAUGAUCCGUUGCUGGUCGGGCAUGCAGUCAUUUUGGUCUGAUUUAAUUGUCCGGCUUACGUGAACUCUUGUCGUUCUCCGCAGAGGGAUUCGAACUAGCGUCUACCAUGUCUUGCACACGCGUAUAGUUCCAAAGGUGUCACAUUGUUUAGUUUUAUAAGGUUCAAUAUGAUUUUCAUCAUUCAUGGGGUUUACCAACCCACCACUGUAUUUGCCUUCACCUCCGACCCCGUUCUCCACAGGUCUCCUGCACAGUGAACGGAUCCGCUUACACCGAACAGGCCCUCCUCCUACACCAGGUCUCCGGCCUGUCUGACUUUGAGGGCGGCCACUCCUGUGGGAGCCAGACCCUCCUGCGUCGCCGUCUGAGUACAGCAAGCCCCGGAGAUGCUGACUGCCUCAACCUCUGGAUUGGCCAGAGGUUCACUGCCUGUGAGAAUGAGCUUCAGCCUGGUGCUGUCGUACUACGUUCUGGCCAGAUCUCUCUAGGCAACAUUGCCAUUUUCACAGGUAGUCACAUCUUUUGGCUGCAGAUCUCUCAUUUGACACCCGUGAUUCCUCUGUGCAAUACGGUCAGGUAUGGUUUAACUGGCGAAACUGUGUGAAAUUGCAGCUAUAUAGAGGGGGGAGGGAGGGAGUGUGAGGUGGCGUGAGAGGGGAUCAAACGCGUAGAGGAGUGCUGUUUCACGCGUCUACAGACUCCACAGUAUUGCAGACAGGCAAAACCCUGUGCCUCUUUUCAAUGUCAGGCGUCCCAAAGAUAGCCAAUCGAAGUUCUGCUGUUGGUCUUGCGAAUUUAUUUUUCGCACGUCGCUAGACUGCCGUCUGCAACGACUGCCACCUUGAGCCCACGGCAGAAUGAACUGUACGUCAUCUUACUGGCAGGGUGAAUCCUUAGCUUUUUUCACGGCUAGAGCCUUUUUUUCUCUCGGUUACUAAUUCUUCCCCAUUUCUGGGUGUUUUUUUUCCGGACAAACGAAAACAAAAUUGAACAUGCAGUCCACAGUUUGCCUGACUUUUAGUUGGGAAUAAGGGAUCACCCAGUGGUAGGCAAUCGAUCCGCUUGCCAGUUGUCAUGAGGUACAAGGCAGUAAGAAAAGCGCAGUAGCUGGGCGUAGGAUUGAGAGGAAAUUUUCUUUCGUUGUCGCCAAUCACUUAUGAAAUAGGCCUUCCAACAAAUUUAUGUUUUAUUUACCGAGUCCAUCACUGAGAAUGGUUGUUCACUCACCUGGGCUUUCGCGCCUCUUCAGCAAUCCGCAUUCGAAAGUUUAAACCAAACAGUCUAAGUUUCGACCUAGCCAAUAGGGUUUUCAAAGGCAUUGCCUAUUACCCUUAAAAAAAUAUACUGACCAAUCACCUGGAUUUCGUGUCAUCGUGCGUGGUUGCAUCGAUUUUUUUGACAUUCACUAAUUCCGUGACAGGGUUGCGACCUUCGGCUUGAUUGCGCAACGCUUGAUGGACGGGUUCGGGUUCAAUGCGUCUAUUUAACCAUGUUUAACAUAAUUAUCACCUUCCGACCUAUCUGCUUACGGUCUUGUUAGCUGUCUGUCCGACCGCUAACUUGGCAGAUGCAUAGUAGGUGUGCUUUGUUUCGGAAAGUGAGUAGCCGCAAGUUUUGAUAGGUCUCCUUCUUCUCAAUGAACUAAUCUGCCCAUGCAACCGAGUCUCCGUUUUUUGCCCACUCUGACCUUUGUAGUUGCAGGGGUUGCCAGCACACGGAAUGCAGUAGAUGGCACUGGACUGCUUUCCUAUGUUUGAUUUGUUUCCCUGAUGCGCAUUAUUUGGGAGCACACUGUGGCCACCGGUUAUCGAGCGACGUUCAUAUUUCAGUCUCGGGAAUGUAGGACUAGGGUGCGUAACGCAGCCUCUACUUGCCACACCUGAGGCAGCAUCCGACGAUCACCGCAUCAGUGUAUCCAUGACGUAUUCAUUCCGAAGGAUGUGGAUCGCAAACAACGAGUGAACAUUGAUUUACGGAGAGAAUUUCAGAAGGGAGCACUGACAAGCGUACUACCAUUCCUGCUUAAUUGCGCACAAAGCAGUCACUGAACAGUUAAAGUCGGAAUCAGUCAUCACCCAAAUGUCAACGUGAGACGGCUACCAUGGAUGCCAUUGAAAUGAACAUAGAGAUUACAAAUGUAGACCAUGUUGCACAGAUUGAGCCAUUCUAGAAGCAUGCGGCGGGCCCCUACACAAUUGGUCACCCAGACGGCUCAGUAAACAAUAGAUCAGGGUUCUGAGCCAUGAGACAUGUUCCGUCGCCGACAACAUUAGGCCACGAGACUACGUAGCCGCCGUUGAGGUCAUAAUGGACUGGCGGCGCCCUAUUUCAAAGUCUUUGUCAUGCUACUACGAGAGUUCCACUGUCGGUUUUGACGAUGUCAACUUUGUGAUCCACAACAAGGUGCAGCAGGCACGUUAACUUGCGCGCGAAUUAGCUUAAAGUGAUAGUAGACUUGCGCAGCGUCUACUGUAUUCAUUUUUUACCAUUCCCCACUUGGACCUGGUGUCGAGACAGAGUAAAGAAGACCGGAAGUGGAGGAGGGCGCAGGCGGCUGGCAUGGUCGAGCCCGCACCUUGACGUUCCACUCUACACUCCCUGGUCCGCACAGCAAAUGACCAGGAUUUUUCGCCAACAACAACAACAGCACCCCAACAAGAGCCAGAGCGACGAGGAUGUUUGGGCGGCCAUGUCCACCUCCUGUAUACUCGGCGGGGGCGCAAGCGCAUCUAGCGGCAGGGAACCAGAUGUCAGGGGACAGCCCGCGCAUACUAGGCUGGGAGAGUCAUGGUUUGCUGAUACUGGCAUAGCACAUGCUUCCAGACCUUUUGACCUAGGAGGGUGACAGUUGGUCCUGCAUAUAGCCCGAACCGUCACCCUUCAAUUUGAGGUAGCCAAACAGUCUUCGAUUGAGUCGUCGACUGAGAGGCACUACCCAUAGAGUACACACCCUCCUCACAUACAUGAGAGUCAUAGAUCGCUGGAGGUGCCGCUUCAGCCUGGCUCUCAGCGCACCAGUCCGCCACUCCACACAAACACGCACACAUGCACAACUUGACGGACUGCCUGGACUGAGUUGGGGCCUCAGUCGCCUCCCUUCCGAGUCACGGCGCCCGAUGCCACGUGGUAGUCUCAGACUCCGACCACACAUGCAUUUGGGGGGCCGCGUAGAGAUCACGCUGCCGACACACAGGUUGACGUACAGCCUAAACCCAGCAGACUAGAUUUUUGGGAAGCGUAAUCGUCAAUCCCCCACCGACGAGAAACGUUCGAUUGUAGUCAUGAGCCGAAUAGUCUGCAAAGAGAAGGGCAUACACCCGUCUUAGUGACGAUAACUUCUGUCUGGGCAGAGUAAUUAGUCAACCGGGGACUGUGCGAGUGGAAGCCACUUCAACUUAUGACGGUGCUGGUUGUUAGGACACCGCCCUAACAAUCCACCAACACGCCGUCCGCGUGCUGAUGUCGCGCCAGAUCCUAACACUAUUGGAGAUCUACCUAACCAGUCGGAUGAGCCAGAAGUCCAGCCGACCUAUCAUCCGCUUAAGGACACUACCUGAUUGGUCGAAUUGCAGUUCGAUCUUGGACAUCCCCGUACGCUAUUAGAAUACGUCAAUACACAAUUUUAUGUAGCUUCUGCGGUUGAGUCCUAAUCAACGAAAUCGGUCUAGAUGAGUGCGUACGGCAGGUUAAUAACAAUUGUGACAUACAACGUCGGCCGUCAAUACCGCUGGUGAACUCGUAGGCAUUACCGACUGUGAUGCGGGCAGCUAAGCCGACAUUGUAUUCAGUAAGACCAUUACGAAGAAGACGGGAACUGUGAACUGGUGAGUGCGUCACAUGAUUACUGUACCCACAGUGUGCUCGCCACCUUUGUCGGUUACUCUUCCUGACGACGUGUUUGUAAGUGAAUUUGGUACACAAGUUGCAAAAAUUCCUGUCCCAGCAGUGGAAUCCUCUUCUCUUCUUCAUCAACACUGAUAUGAAAUUGAUUUGAUUGGCUAGUGUGCAAAGUAAGGUGCUUGUUUUGCUGCUCUUUUCAUAUCUCUGAAGAUGGACCUGAGAAGUAAUCCGAAGGAUCAGAUGAAUAAAUUUCUGUUCCCAACGAUUGACUCCUCGUUUGGUUUGUCCUUUCUGAUAAUGCUAGCGCACUGGAGAUAACCUUCGGUUUGCGCCCACAGCGCGACUAUUGCAACGCAUUUAUUUCGCGGUUUCUCCUUUCUUUUUUUCCAGCAGAAAUUGCAAAAAAUAGUCUGUCCUUAGCUCUUAACUGUUUGUCAUUCCAUGUAAAGUUUAAAAAGGUCUUGUACUAACCGAAAUGGGCCGUCGACGUUUUCUGAGGACAUACCUGCCUUGCGUAUCUAACUGUCCUUAAUUUCUUUGUCUGUUUUCAUGAACAGGCCCAAUCCUCAGACCUGCAAAACCCGAACCCGGUAAAUCCUGUGAUUCCCAGAGGAUAGAGCAGACCAGGCGCCUUGCCUUGAGCCUGGCACUCUGUGGUCCCGAAUGGUGUGACACUGUGGCUGACUUCGACCUCGGGGACUGCCUGUUGCGGGCGAACGCCGUGCUUCGUGGGCUGCUUCAUCCCCGCCGCCUUUGCAACGGGGACAUCACGCACCAGGUUCAUCUCUCUGAGGCGGCAAACAAGCUGCUUACACCGCGGUCCUCGGAAAGACCUACCACCGCCGUCCCCUGGUUCUCUCUCCUAAAGACAAUCAUCAAGGUUGUUGCUCCGGAAGCUAUUGUGGUAUUUGAAAUUGUACUACCUCGGGGUAGGAUAUGGCUGUCUGACGACGGCCGACAAUUCAGAAGUGGCUGUUUCAGUCUCCCUUGUCUUUGUCAGUGAUAAUAUUCUGCUUGUAUUACGCGCCGUAGUGUAGCUGCUGCCGGAGCUCGAAAGAGAGAGCCCCAAGGCACAACUGAGCGAGUGAGUCCCCUUUCGGGAAUGGCGAGCGCCCUCUACCAUUGUAUAUAUCGGAUCGAAACCGACAGGACAGCAAAGCCGCAACUCGGUGGUUAGGGACGUUAGACUUCUAGCCAACAGGUCGCGGAAUCGAGCUCCAGGUGUUCCAUAUCUCGGUGGUUGGGUAUGACUGGCUGAAGACGGCAAAUAAGCUAGAAAACGGCCAUUCCAGUCCCCCUUGUCUUUGUCGGUAAUGCUCUUCUGCCUUUAUUACCCGCUGCCGUGCGGCUGCCGGUUGUGACAGAGAGAGAGAGAGAGUCCCAAGGAACAACAGGACGAGUAAGUUCCAUAAUGCCAUAUAGUCCAUUAAACCCAAAGCUCUGACCGGCUUUUCAUCAAGAAUAAAAAUAUAUCGGAAAUCGACACAGAAUAAUCCCAUAAACCGGGUCUAACUUAGCCGGUCGUUCGGACGAAUAAGGCAACUUUUUGGCACAGGAACCUUUUUCUGCCGUAAACUGCCGCAUGGCAUCAUGCACGGAUGUAGCGUAGACUUAUUUACUUAGGCACUAUGUUAUUACCGCCAAGGACAAGGGAGACCGGAAUGGCCAUUUCUGGCUUAUUAGCCGUCGGCAGCCGGUCUACCCAACCCCGAGAUUUGGAAAACCUGGGGCUCGAACUCGUGACCCGUUAGUUAGAAGUUCAACGCCUCUAACCACUGGACCACGGCCCCGUCGUCCUGUCGGUUUACGUCAGCAAUUUGCGACAUAACCAUAAUUCACCUAAUCCAAUUUUGAAAAAACUCAGCCUCGGUGGGAUUCCAACCUGCGACAUCAAGCGCAAGGCUUGAGUACAGCCAACGCUCUAACCACCUGAAUUAAGAGACUCCACCAGGAGCCCUGAGUUUAAUCGCUUUAGGGUCAAGCCACCUGCCCAGUCUACUGCAACCUGUGGAGUUCACCAAAUUCCACUCUGUACGGUUCCGUAUGUGGCCACCAGAGGAGCACCUCGAGUUACUGAAUUCUCAUCGGCGAUUCAGGCUUUAAUACAUCCUCGGCUUCUCUCGCUCCCGCCAUGAACGUUUGUCUUGGCGGCUGUAAAGUUAAACUCGUGACUCAUUUGGAGGUGUAGGUAGCCACUUUUGGUAACACGUCACCCCACCGCACAGUCACACUAUGUUCGUGAUCCGAGCGUGCGUUCAGUUUUAACAAUGUGAUUGUUAGAACAGUUUAGGAGGCAGGAUACGGUACACUGCGCCUGAAUACGCACUGUGUUUUUAUCGGUACUUGAUUUUCAUGACCCCCGUUGUGCACUGUAGCAUUGGGUCGGCCUGCAAUGUGCUCAGUCGCGUCUGAAACGUCUUUAAAGUAAUGCAAAACGUGUUAUGUCCGUGGCGUUGAAUUUAGUCACAUUUUGGUUAAGCCAACCACUCAGCCUACUGCAGGGUAUGAAGUCCACCAAAUUUAGUUAAGUAAACUGACUGUCUAAGCAACAUUUGUGAGUAAUAGCAGGCUCUCUUUAGGCCAGACAAACUUCCCAAAGUAUUAUAUCUCAAACAUUUGUCGUGGAUUAUUUCUUUCAAGGGCGUAUGACGAAUGAGACUUUAUUUACGUAUUAGGUAAUCUGGACUUGAGGACAGAGCGUUUCGCGCAAGGACUUCGGUCUGUACUCAGAAGUCACUACUCAUUUUACAGGAAAAAAGUACAGCUUCUCUGCGACAGGUGAGAAAUCUCACGAUGCUUCUAACCGACUGUCAGACUGAUGCUUUAGUGCUACAGAAUACAGAGGAUCAAGUGCACUCCGACUAAUCAGUUCACCUGAUACUUGGGUCGGCUGCUUAUUCGGUCGAAAUGUCGAAGAGCAGGAUCAGGUGGUUUGUGCAUUAUCACGAGUUUGCCCCGCUUAAUAGAGCUAACUCAGCCUAAUUGUAUUGGCGAUCGUCUCUACUCAAAGCUUCCUUAGGCAGGGCUGAAGAGGUUGCCUGUAUUUGAGUCCUACAAGAAGCCAAUCUGCAGGCAUGAAGCUCACUCACCUGACCUGCCUAUUUCUUUUUUGUUCCAACCGCGCCUUGUCUUGUUUUUAGCGUUGUCUGCUAGCAGUGAUUCCGAGCUACUCACCGGACCGCGUCUUCUGGUUCUCCAGCUGCGAGUUCACUCUCUACGAAGGUGAUAUACCACGUUUGCACUUUUUGUCGAGUGCAAUGCUCUACGCCAAUCGGCCGCAGGGUUCUGCCUCAACUGUCACGUGAGUCCCUACUGCCUGACUGAUCCUCCAUGUUGGCGCCUCUCUAUACGAACUAUGUGAGGGCGAACCGCCCUCCUCUUCAUUUGGGGCGACAGAUUACGGAGGUUCCAAGAGCCACCUGAAUACCUAGAUGGCUGCUGUUGAUCAAUAUUCUUGGCUGACCACUUCUUCUGAUAAGCGUUCGGUUUUGGAUCUUUGGGAGCCGAACUGACCUUUCUCAAUUAACGACGGCCAACAUUCCUUAGUCUCCCCAAUCUUCUUUUGCAAGAUGGCCCUUGAUGCCGAAUAUACUGCUUUGCCAGCACCAAAAGUCAGUUGUGGUUAUGUAGCCCAACCUAAAGUGAAGCUUUUUAAUUUCCUUAGAAAUUAACUGCGAACUUGGAGUAGAUCAGUAUAUUUAAGGUCGAUAGGCGCAGACCUAAGUUUUUAAGAUGCUGAUCUACCCCAAGUUCGCAGUUAAUUUCUAAGGAAAUUAGAAAGCUGCAAUUUCUAAAUUGGACUAUCUACCAGAAAGCAGACAGGGAAUGCUGGGGGGACCCACUGACCAGCCGAACCCCACGCAGCUGUGUCACGCAGCGGCAGAACAUCGGGGAAACACGCGCGUAUGGGCUUUUGGCUAGUACCUGUGCUGUUAGUAUGGAAUCACCUUACCGAAACCUAAAGUAAACAAACCCCAGCCGCCUGUAAUACUGGACCGGUGGUCUUAGGAGUUUUUAAGGGUGAUGCCGGGGAACGCACAGGCGACGAGGUCAAGAAGGUGUAUGCAAAAGGAAAACCAUUGAGAAUGCGCGGUUGUACUUUGAGUGGUUAAGAAAUAGCUGCUUUAUUCGUAGCCCACAACCCCAUCAAGUGGAGCUACAUAACCAUAUCUUACCGCAUCAAGCUAUGGUGACCUAGAGGACGUCAUAUUGUAGAAGUAUAAGAUCGCCAAAUCAGUUGCCUUAUCCACUACUUCUAUGAGAAUCAAUCCGUUUUCGAAUCACAUCUCUAACCUGGAGAACGAUCCCCUCGAAUUAGUGGCUUUCAACUAGAAGGCGUUCGCGGUUUCGAGUACCUCAGGGUGACGUAGCUGCCAAAUGGACGGAGUAAGUUCGUCAUGUUCAUCCGAAUCGAUUCGUCUAGUCGAGUGUGCAAAAGCUUAUGGAGGUGCAUGUGAAGUUGUCACGAUACUUCCGUCGCCCCAGGGAUUCCUUUGUGCCGGGCACUCUUCCUCUACGUUGUGUGUCCAUCCAGCGACCGAAUAACAUUUCUCAAGGAGCAUCCUGCGAGUUAAUUGCACCGACGUCGUCUCAAACGAAACAGUCCGCAUUAGCUAGGCUGACAUUUCGAAUUUAUCUCAGACCAUCGAAGAAAGAGGAUUGGGCAUGCGCUUCGUCGUCCGCCGCAUAAAUUCAUUGUUGCUGCCCUGGAUCCGGCGUUAUUGAUCACCUGCAGAUGUAAAAAACUAGGAUCGACUAAAAACUGGCUCGACACAGUUCAGCAAGACGUGGAACUGAUGUUUUGAUCUUUUGUAUUCGGCCUCCGUCUCUGGGUGACAGAAUGAGUCGAGUUCUCCGGACACACCGCAUGAGAUCCUCACGUGUUUAGAGGUACCAUUCGCGACAUUAUCGAAGCUCUCUAAGUCGGCUAUGGCAUAGCUUUAUUAAGUAGUGAUGAAAACUUAUUCGAGCCUAGCGCCGAUCAUGGCUAACCAACCCAGUCGGCAAAGCGUCCAUUUAUGCGUGACGAUUGGCAGUAGAGGGUCUAGCCAAAAGCCCAUACACGCGUGUUUCGCCGAUAUUCUGCUCCUGCAUAGCGCAGCUGCGACGGGUUCGGCUCUUCAGUGGGUCCCGCAGCAUUCCCCAUGUGUUUUCUGGUAUAUACAGCAGUUUAUAAAUUGUCGCUUUCUAAUUUCCUCAGAAAUUUUCUACGAAGUUAGAGUAGAUCAGUUUAUUUAAGGUCUAUAUGCUCAGACCAAGAAUUUUGUGUAUGAAUAUUUUGGUCAAAGUCCAUCAGCCUCAGCGCGUAACCGCGUAAUAUUCAUUAAUAUGACUGGCUGACGACGGCUUAUAAGCCAGAAAUGGCCAUCCCAGUCUCCCAUAUCCUUGUCGGUAUCAAUCCAUCUACAGCUCCCAGCACCCGAGGCUCGAACUCGCGACCUGUUAGUCAGAAGUCCACGCCUUUAACCACUAAGCCACGAGCUCGUUGUCCUGGGUAUGACUGUCUGACGACGGCUAAUAAGCUAGAAAUGGCCAUUCCAGUUCCCCUUGUCUUUUUCGGUAAUACCAUUCUGCCUAUAUAUCAUGCGCCGCUGUGCGGCUGCUGAUUGGGCUCGAGAGAGAGAGCCCUUAAGGCACAACGGAACGAGUAAGUUCCGUAUGAACGAUCGGUGAGCGCCCCCUACCAUUGUAUAUUCCCAAUCGAAAAACGACAGGGCAACGGGCUCGUGGCCCGGUGGGUAGAGGCGUGGACUUCUAAACCAACAGGUCGUGAGUUCGAGGCUCGGGUGUUUCACACUUCGGGCUUGGGUAUGGCUGGCUGACGACAGCUAAUAAGCCAGAAAUGGCUACCCCAGUCUCCCUUGUCUUUGUCGGUAAUACCAUUCUGCCUACAUUCAUUAACUGUCGACAGGCAGCUAGUAGUAUACUUUAGUGUAAGGUGAUACGCGGUUACCCGCUGUGGCUGAUGGACUUUGGCCCAAAUAUUCAUACAUCAAAAUUCACGGUCUGUGCCUAUAGACCUUGAAUAAACUGAUCUACUCCCACUUCGUAGAUACUUUUUCAGGAAAUUAAAAAGCGACAGCAGAGAGUCUGUCAGGUCCUACUCGCGCUGUCCAUCCAUAACCAAGAGUGAGCAGCAUGGGUAAGAAGACAGUCUUGAAACCUUGAUGGACUACGCAGAGCUAUGUGUUUUGUUUGGCGUCACCGGUAUUGGAGGGCUAACAAUAAGUUAUGGACUGGUGACAAUGUAAUCCUUGCUCUGUUCCAUAGGGAGAAAUCUGGUCCCAAUAUAUCAUUAGCAACCUCCCCUGUUAACCUCAUACUGCGUUGACGCAGUCGAUAUGAGCUGAAUGCCCUUUACAUGCAAGUUGACCGCAGAACCUCCCCUAUUUCCUUUCAGGGUUCAUUCGGUAACACAGCUCGCGGAAAGGGGUGACAGCGUGUAUUCUUGACCAACGCUUAGCGGAAUACAAAGCCAUCUUUAGAGCCAGUGUUUUGUGAAGAUCGUGGUUACACUUGAGAUGAUGACAGGGUUUUAUCACAGUCGCGGUCAUGUGCUCGGGCAUCUUGCACCGCCGCAGAAUGUCAUGUUGACAUGCAAUUUCCUCGACCGGUUCACCCAUUUGCGACUAAGGGAAUCUGUCUCCGUUAGCAUUCAUGCGAUGCAGCAUCAACGCCAGAUGUGCACCUUGGGUGGCACCCAAGCCGCCUCCUUCUUAUGCGAAGGACCCGUCUGCGUGUGGGACGCGUAAACGAGUCGUUUGACUUUGUCAGUCACUUCCCAUCGUCUUGACUUUGUUUUUGGUAUCGUUACAAGGUUGAUGAGGUACGAGAGCGUGCGUUAGAUAGCGCGCGCAAGUCUGUCUCAAUAAACUACUUCACGCUCAAGUCACUGCUUCUGCGCCGUCUCCUUGUGGAAUCUCGUGGACUUCGUCGUUUGCGAUGGUCGCUAUGUCAUGUGCUGGCCCUCGUGAAUUGGAAUAAAGUUUGCCUGUUUAUAGAUGUUUGAAGACUUAUCACCAUCGUGUCACCACCGAAAUACAAUGGUGGUCGGCUGAUCUAACUCCCCAGCAGUAAUCAGAUAAUCUCAUCCGGUCCUGGCUAUUUAUGCGUUCCCAAUUUCCCAAUAUUUAACCCUAACCUCGAUCUCGUAAACUUAAGGGUGCCCGCCCCUGACAGGUGGUAGCCAAUGCGGACUGUAAGAAAUCGAACAGAGGUAGUCUACCUUUAGACAGUUAUUUUCACUGCUAUUUUUCUGCUCUGUUAACGUGAUCAAAUCGGUUAGCAAAUGCGGGCUGAAAGAACUUGAGCAGAACGAGGUUUCCUCUAAGCGGUGAUUUGCACUGUUACUUUUCUGCCCUCUCAAGGUGGUGAAAUUUCGUUGGAGUGACCCAGAAUCACAAACCGUAGUAUUUGUUAGAUUGGUUAGACUCCUUUAGACCGGCUUAGUGUCACCCGCCCUUGUAUUUGUAUCAUACCAUAAACCCACCUUGAAUCCCAACACUAACGCUAAAUUUAGCAGCAAACAUGGCUUUUAGUUUGCCACCAAACCAUAAACCCUACACUAGCACUAGCUCUGACCCCAAACUAAAUUCGUACUUUAGCCCCAACCAUAACCUCUGCUCUAACUGUAACCAAUGCAGGCAGAGGUUAGGCGUGCUUUAGGCGGGUGCGUGUGUGUCUCCGAGCCAACCUUACCGUCGAAUGCUCUUGACGGUGUAGGCAUGUGGCCUUUUAGUUUUCUGUAGAACAUCAACAAGGGCACUGUGUUCGUGGGGCGUUCGCACCUCUAAAUUAACACAACAUCUUCUGUGACUUUUGUCAGCCAAAAACCUCCUUUUGUAGUUGGUCUUUAAGAUCGUAUUUCCCAACAUACGCUUUUUGGCUGGUCUUUUUCGGUGUUUUCCCGAAGGAUCACGCGUAUUACCGUGGUUCCCAUAUUGGAGGCCUCUGGGCUUCCCCAUUUGCUAGUGCGGCCGCGUUUCGGAGCCUUGCCCCUACAGUGAUAUCAAAAUUGGUUUCACUGAACUUGCAUAGUCGUCCGGUCUAUUGUUCUCCUGCCUGUUACAAGAAUUUAACAAUCGAGAAGACAUCUAUGUCUUGUUUCUCACUGAUGCUCCAUCCUCACUUCCUCGCCCAAAAGAAGGUCGAUCAGUUGCCGUUAGCUAUUGACUUUUUUGUCUUUGAUAUUUAGGCACAGAAACAUUUGUUAUGUCUGCCUAAACUCAGUUCGGGUGUUCCAAGGUCAAUAACUGUCAGAUCAGGUUUUACUCUGUGUUUCGUGACGGAGGUUAGCAAGCCUAAAUCUCGAGUUUUAAGACAGUUGUUUAGGGUCUGCCAGAUUACACGGAGUGUCAUUUCUGAAUGGAAUAGGCUUAUUAAAAUCCCGCUCAGGCGCUGUCAGUUGCCUUAGAACAAAGAAAAAAACUUGAAACAGACCUAUCCAUUUUGAGUGUACAUUGACUCUAUUUGUUUUUGGCGUCUGCUUAAUCAAUAGAGCUCUAGUUUGGAGUUUAAUUUAAAUCUAAAGACUUAAAUUCCGGGGCAUAACCAAAUCGAAAAUUAUAAGAAACGAUGUACGGCAUAGGGAUUUAAGUUGGGUAGUUUUGGGUCACAAAUAUUUCGCCUUUCUUGGAACUUGUAGAACUUCGGUUUCUCCUUGUUAUCAUUUCUUCUGCUGUUGGCCAUCGAGAAUCCAUAACUCCUAUUAGAUCGAUAUCUGGGAAACCAAAAACCCUACCAGUUUGAAUACGUGAAAGCGAAUUUAGUAUGCACGGCCGCCUCCCCGGGUCACUGUCACAGAAGACUUCCCAACUAAGGGUGUUCCGUUUUGGGAUUUUUCUGGUCUUCUACUCUUCUACUACUCAACAGUCAUCAUCAUCCUCAUCCCCAUCCUCCUCCUCCUCCUCCUCCUCCUCCUCCUCCUCCUCAUCAUCAUCAUCAUCAUCAUCAUCAUCAAACACACGUGAUGAAAUUGCAGCAGUUAACGACACGAAUGUCGGCCAUCAAGCAGUAAUCACACCAAGUGCAACGAUCCCUGCUGAAGUGGAGGAGCCGUGAAUAUUCAUAGGUAUGCGGUAGCAUGGCGACUGCACCCUAUAAAUGCUGAAGUCCUUUGUACAUGAACCACCCGUAUCUGCUAUUGUCUCCGAUGGUGGAUUCGUGCAGGAAUCUGAAACAUUAGGCGACUAAAGCUCUUGUCCCCUCGAUCGUGUCUCCUUCUUCACAAGUCCUCAUUCUCUUUGGAUUUAUGCUUUUCGGCUGCAGUUGCUAUGCUAUCUCUUUUAGUUUUGUUCUCGAUGCUACCUUCACUCGCGUAAAUCUGUUAAUCACUGUGAUCCGCCCGUAUGUUCACCCACGGUGCGUUUACAGAGAAGCUGUUCGACCCCAGCUUCGGUCAGAUAGUUCGAUUCGUCACGACAGCUAAAACCUCGACUGGGAUUUUUCUUCCUCCCUGCUAGCAAACCGUCUCUUAUGGCUUUCUGUCGGAUGAUGUGUUCUGUUAGAACGAAAAUCCAUUCCAUCUAUGACAUGCAAUAAAAAAAUAAAAACAAAUCACACUCAUAGGCAUAUUUAACCGACGCAUGACUAAAUGACGUCCCGAAUGAUUUUAUAGAAUACCCCGUGAGGGUCAAUUUUUUCAUUGAAAUCAAUGAAGGCAGAACGAGUUUCUCGCGCAACAAAACAGCAUCGACUUGAACCGAAUUUAUUUUUCAUGCCGUUAUGUUUUUUACGCCCGCCGACCCCCGCUUAGCGUGUUUUCAUGAAAUGGGGAAUUUACGAUUUUUGAAAGUUUCUGGUUUACUAUUUCAACCACUGAGAUGGGCUCGUUAAAACGGUAUUCAAGGUCAUUUUGGGGUGACGUUUACCUACCAAAUGUGACCGCAUGAGAGCUGAUCAAAGCGCUCGCUCCAUCCCAAGAUCACUUCUCUCUUGUGCUUGGGGCAUGAGACAAGACCAUUCUAAAGGGAUAUGUCUUAGGCGAGUAAACCGCUCGGCAGUGCACUUGUUUUAGCCGUUCAAUUCUUACAUAGGAGGUUUUUGUAGGACGAGAUAUUGCUGUUUCUGCUAGAGACCCCACUUUGUGACCUCAAUUUUAACUGCAUGCUACGACCGGAAGAAAUACCUGUGUCCUCUGGCGGCCUGUAGGUAUAUUUCAACUUAUCUUCGUUUCAUUGUGAUUUCCAUUUUUCUAUGCUCAUCUACAGGAUGCUGGAAACCGUGUUGGAGACGCGACCGCUACGCGAAGGUGUCUCUACUGCCCUCCAUCCCACCGACUGCGCAAUCCGUAAUGGGACCCAGUCAGAAAACGCAACCUCACACCUCCGUCCAAACCUGAAACGUGAUCUGGAACCUGCCCUCGGUCCCCUGGGCGGUAUUCAACCGGUACUCUACCUUCUCGGCGCGGUAUGUUUGAGUGAUCAGUCGCUGAUAUCCCACUCUUUAGCCUCCAUCUCCUGGAAGUUUGCACAAACCAUAUCGACCUGAGCAAAGCUGAUUAAACUAUGCACCGAGAUGCUCGUUCUACGCUGAACAAUUAUCAAUCUAGACAUUCAUUUGGGAUGGCAGUCAGCACAUCGCAGGAUAUGGAGAGCAACUAAUGAUAAUAAUAACUGUACUUAAUGCCAGUUUACAGGCACUGUCAAAAGGAUAAAGCACGGACCGAGCUUACAAAGAAAAAAAGUCCUGUUUGAUGUUUUCAUAGUUUGGAUGGUUCGGGAGAACAAAAAACUGCUGUCCUUAAAAUGAAGUCAGUCCAGAAAGGGAUGGGUAAAGCUGCCUCGAAAAAUGUUUGACGAUGAAUACGGGUACACUGCAAUAACUAUUUCUGCCUCACAUGCCGUUAUCAGCCAUUGAUACCCAAAUUCCGGCCUGUACACACGCUAUUCGAAUCCCGAGCCAGUUUAUUAUCGAGUCCCGCUCUCAUUACUAACCAGUCCCCCACACCUUCCAGUAAUGAGUGACAGUGAAUAUCUGUUUUCGAAUACGAUCAGUAAAACAGAGUACUUAUUUGCGUUGAGUGGCCAGCAAAUUUGUCUCAGCCGUUUCUUCCACUACCUCUGGACUUCAGCUUAGUUCCGACCUUUGAGCAAUAGAGCUCUUACGGCUCAAGGACGGUUUUCUUUCGCAUUGCCAGAGCUGAAGGGAAAAUCUCUUCUCAUUAAUCUGUUCUUUUUUCAGAAAUUUUGCGAAUCCAUUGUUAAGAUCCUGUCAUCGGGGGGGGGGGGGGGUUGGAAUGGUUUAAGAACCCCACCGAGCGCUGAAACGAAGUAAUUAUGCUCGCCAUAGGUCUUCACUACAUAAGGCUACAACCACACAUAAUGACCGAUCGCAAGGCAAAAUUAUAUUUCGGCCUCCACUCCCGCAACAGUUCAUCAUUAGGGUCCUUUCACUCGCAGUUAAGGGUAGUCUGAAUGCCUUUCCCUCGGAUAUUUCGGUAUUUUCCGAACUUCCCUAGGGGGCGACUCACUCAAAACAUUUGUUUUCAAUGCACCUCAGAUUUCCUAGCCAAACUGUUUUUUUCCAUUUUCCAGCUCAUAUGCAAAGAAGACGUCGCUUCCUGUUCUCCCAGUACCAUUGCAGCUGCAUUUGACCUUCUGCUCUCCCUGAUUCGGCACUCGGCCUCGGCUGCCGUCCAAUUCUACCGACCUCUGGCUUCUGACCGGCUCGGGCUCCGCGCGUCCAAACCCGCGUCUCCUACCGAACAGUGCGACCAUCCCGAAGCCGACCGCCUAAUUCUGCGCAGCCUCGGCUGUCACCUUCUCGCCUCCCUCUUUUCCCAACUUGCCUCGGCACCGUUUGUCAUCUCAAAUCGGCUGGCUGAGGUUCCCUGAACUCUCUGUAUUCUGCAUUGUUAAAGAAGCUCUGAUUACCCCCCCCCCUCUCUACCUCUCAGUGGCAGUUAAGCUUAGCAGUAUGGCAGCGAAAAGGCGAGUUCGAUUGAGUAAUUCAGAAGAAGAAGAAGAUGCGGUCCCUGGAACAAGAAGUAUGCUGGCCUGCCACUUCGCGAUCGCACUCGAACCCUUCAUCAGCGACAGUCGCAGGUACGGGUGAUGGGGCACAAGGAGUGCAAUAUUUAUGGGCCGCCGUAGCCAUGCCACCACAGGCCUAGUUUAUUUAAAAGCAUCCGUGUUCAUCUCCGGGAGCGGUUUGUAUUUGAUGCGAGGACUACCUGGUAGUCUGCACACGAGUUGUUAAUGAUGAUGAUUUUUCUACCGUUGUUGAUUCUUGAAUGAUGAUUACUUGGUCAUUUGAUUCAGUUGCCGGAACUAUUGGUAUCCCGCACUCCCCGCGUGCUUCAUUACUCUGGCCAAGCAAGGUCUCGGGGCGGAAUAUUUUAGGUGGGAAGUCACUUCGCUUGUUACUUGUCUAUUACCCGGAGAGCCAUGUGUCAAGCAAAUUGUGGAUCGCGUGGUUGUCACCUCUUUCGGGAUUUUCAGUCUUGUCAUUCUUGAAGAUGUGGCCGGCAUCUGCGUCUUUUACGUACUGCACUCCUUGUGUCCCAUAACCGUUACCUUUGAUGAUGGGUUCGAUUGGGAAUCUGAAACGUCAGACCAAAGAACUUCCAAUUUCAACGAUCGAAUCUUUUACUCGUUGACAGUAUACUCGGAGCAUAGGCACAUACACUAGUAGUCAGAGCCCCUUCCUCGGUCCCUCUUUUGAGUCAUUACUGACCUUCAUCUACGCUUCAUUUAAGGCAAGACCCAUCUUUGGGAGUAACUCCUCGCUGCAUCUAUGCAGCGCCUUGCAGCACUUGGUCUUCCCUCGUGCUCUUCCCAUCCACCCUCCUUGAUUUCUCGCCUGCUUAUCCCCUCUUGCAAUUUCUUUGCUGAAAGAGUAGAUAUCAUUUUAAAAGCGUGAAGAUUAAAGAUCGAACAUGCGUGUUCGCUCAGACAACUUGUUUACUGUCGCCACGCCAUUAUGGCCCGCCCUAGAACGAUUUCAGAUUACUUUUAUUCCAUGAGGCCAACUGUUUAAUUAAUUAAAGCACUUACUUUUCACAUCUUUCUCCCCGCACAUGAAAUUCAAAAGAUUUUGUCACAGCGUCUGCUGGCAAUUAGAAGCCAUCCUUAUUAAGCGCCUUUUUACGGUAUUCAGACAUCUUGAGGGUCCUGUGUACGAAAUGCAACUUUAUGGAAUAUUUCCAGAAGUCAUCGUGUUUUCGGCGUCUUGCGGACUAAAUGUCGGUUGGUCGUCCGAAAAUGAACACGCCCAGCUUUUUUCUUCUCUCCGGGCAAAAAAAAGUCUUAGUGAGGCGAGCGCAUUGCAGCGAGCUAGGUGUUGGAAUUGCAAACCGCCCCAAAGCCACCAUGUGCAAUAGGGCCAUGAAAAUCAAAGACCGGCUAAAGCCUGAAGAGCAAUCUGGAGUAUUGUAUCGCAUUCCGUGUCAAAAUUGUCCUUGUAACUACACAGGACAGACUGGACGCAUGCUCGGAUAGCGCAUACACGAACAUAAGCUGGCUGUGCGACGAGGCGACGCAUUAUCACAAGUGGCCACUCACACCUACGAAAUGGGUCAAGAGUUUAACUUCGCAGCCACCAAAAUAGUCGCCCACGCCGGAAACAAAACAGGCCGAGAAUUGAUUGAAGCCUGGGCCUCGGAUGAGAACUCGGUCAAUCGAUUUAUUGAUAUGGUGCCAGCGUACAGAACCCUGCGUACUCACCUCCAGUCUUGCGCCAUCGGUCGAUGAUUGGGCCUACGUGCCUUAUAACUGCCGCCUAUCUUGUUUCUGCCACUACCUCUGACGAUGGACUCCUGUACGAGUCUGAAAGACCAGAACAAUAAACACAGUGUUCCGGUGCUCGAAUCUUCACUUAUUCUAUUAUAUUAUUUAAUUAUACAGUGGUAAGACAGAGAGAGAGAGAGAGAGCUCUUCGUCAUCAUUUUCUGCUCGUUCCCCACCACCUUAUUUACAGGUCCUCCUGGGGCAUGUCUUCCUCAGGCUGCAGCCCUGUCCCGAACCCGUAGGCAGCUACCUCCUCUGUGAUCCGGAUCUCCUGAAGUGUCUGCUUUUCUUCCCGCCAACCACUCUGGUCUCGUCUUCCACCGCAGUCGAAGCAUCCGCUCAUUUGAUGCCCUUACUGAUUAACCGUCUCGCCUCCUCCCUCUCCGUCGGCGAGUUAACCGCGUCGACAGAGAAUUCACGAUUGUCUGGGAACCUCCACCAGAGAUUACUCUCCGUCAAUGUGGCUACUAUGAAUCGGUUUCGCAUUGUUGAGUCGGUUGUUAAUAGUUUUCGGGUGAGUCGCCUCCCAUCGCAUUCAAAAUGCCGAGACUAGAUGCUGAUUUAUUUGACUAAUAUCAACUUCAUUUCAAUAAACCGUAGAGAUGUCGACGUGAGUGUCAUUAAGUUUACCAGGCGACAGACUGACAGUCAGUGUCGUCCCUCCUCGCUGCUAUCAUGACUUGGCCGAAUUCGGCCUGGUAAUUGGUUGCCUGUUUGUGACCUUUGCCACCCAUGUGGAGCUUGUUUACUUAGUGAAUCCAAUAGAUCGGUGUGCGCCCAUUCCUGAUUGAAUAAAUACCCGAUCUGCAGCGACAGAGAAUGACAGGUGGCGAGGCACUGAUGAACUUCGGUUCGACUGGUAGACCCCAGUGGUGGAUCAACUGCGCCAGGUGCGUCUGUGCGCAGGUUUGUGUUUCUGGUCCCAGCUGCUGGUAGUCAGGGUUAUGAUUGGCUGAGUGAAGGCACAAUAAGCCCGAAACAGUGCUGUAUUAAUCUACCGGCAUUCACUGUCGUCCCUCCUCGCUGCUGACAGUCAGGGUGCUUAUUUUUACUCUAUGUGCACAUGUUGAAAAAAUACAUUUAAAGACUUGAAACUUGCUGGAAAUUCAUCAAUUUUUGAUGAUUUCUGUGAUUUUUUACAAUCAUCCAACCCUUAUUGACCUCGGAGACUCAGGGAGCCCUUGCCUGAGGGUUUGCCUGUUCGGAAGACAUGAUUCACGCUGAUGACUGCGGGCUAGACCGAGAAAAACACCCCUUUUCUAUGUUUGAUAGUACUUGGCGUAGCCUCACCGAGCUUAAAUGACUUGUUUGCUCAUGCGCCCACUGGACGCGGCAGAAGUAGGUUUAGUCCUGGUCUCUCGGACGAAGUGUUGACCCGCAGUUCAGUGGAAUUGCGGCGGUAUUUAGCUAGUCGCACUUGAAUUCACCGGCCAUGUCUUCCCGGCCUCUACCCGACUGUUUGUUUGACUGGCCAGUGAGGGCAUAGUGGCCGGAGAGGCCGUUCUGGUCUCCCUUUUGCCUGUUAGUUCGCUUACUGCCGUCUCAUGGUGAGCAAAGUAACGGGCCACACCUUGAGCUUCAUCGAUUGCAGGACAAAAUAUCACGAAGGUCCAGCCAGCUUUGACAAUGGUGCACUUUUCAGGUGCCUGUUGGAUUCCAGUGCACUUGAUUCGGGCAAAAUCGUCUCCAUUCGGCAAUUGUCGUUUGUUUAGUGGGAAUAACUGUUAACAAUAACGCUGCACGAGUCUGAUUACCCAAUAUUCCAGCAACGAGAUCGGUGCGCAGUGCAGAAGUCGGCGGCAUUUAUGCCCCCCUUCUGCCCGUCGGAAAGCUCACCCCCGAACUAAAAACUCGAAAUGACCACCGGGUAAAAAGAGCCGAAGCUGUUUUAGCGCAUUCUCUUCCGUUAGCCUCGGAAGCUUGUCGCUGCUACUUCUGCUUCGAACGCGACACCCUACAGAGGCAAACACGGUCAGGCCUACCUUGACAUAGUUCUUGAAGAUCGUAGAUUGGUUCUGUGUCUUGGUACCCGAUUUCAUCGCUAUGGCGGAGGGCGACGUGGCCUGUCGCAACACACAGCUGCACUACUUACCUCUGUCGUGUCAGUUGUGGACACUUAUGCUCCUUUUUCGCCUCCUGGGCUGCUUUCGCUCACGACUUCACGGCCGUUGUUUUACAGAUCCACUUUGCUAACUGCGGGACGAUCUCUGCUGACAACAGUCGGUUGAGUGUUACCUGGCUGGAGGCACUUGCCAGACUCUUCUCACACCGUCUGCGUCUCGCAGCUAUGUCAGAACUCGCCGAGACUGUGGAAUGCCUGCAACGCACACUGGUUGCUGUCGACCCAGACCUCUACUACUCAGCCUUCAGUCGUGCCUUUGGGGCCGGUCUGUCAACCGCAGGCACCCUUCAGCGACGCUCUACACUCCUCAACAACUCCCCAUCCGACCACUGCUGCCCGUCGGAUCUCGCUACGCUUGCUCAGACCAUCGCCUCGUCCGUGCUUGCUCUGCUCCCCUCUCGUCGUCGUAAUUCUGCGCCGGUUGGAUCGGUGGGCUCAACACCAGCACGUGAGUUUAUGCUUUUUUCUAUUUCCGACUUGAUAACUCUGUGCAUCCAGAAGUCCUUUUCAUCGCCUUCAACCUACUCUGUGUUUUAGCUGAUCCAUCAGAGAAAGGUAAUUGUGUUCGACCCCCGGAAGACGGUGUGGAAGCAGUAGAGACGCAGGGUGCUGGUCAAAAUUCUUCGGAAUUGCACGAAGUGAAGGCAGAGCAGACGGCCAGCCCGACAGCCGGAGCACAGAAGCCCCGAAUUGUCACUGACUGGCUGAGACUGGAACCGGCUCUCAGCUUAGAGGGAGCAAGCAAGGCGGAGGAGACCGCUAUAGCCAAGUUUCAGGCCGAACUUCGAAGCGGCACGGAGAGCGAGACGUCUGGGGGUGGAGUGACAAGUCUGCUCACUUCAGCCCAUCAGUCCAAUCUGGCACCCUGCCAUCUGUCUGUCAACAAUCUCUUCGCGCUCAGCGGACGUUCUGGCUCCUGCCAUAGUCUGAUUACCGCGGUCUGCCAUGACGACAACGUCCUUCUGCUCCGUCGCGCCUCUCCAGCCGACGACUCCUCGUUCCCGCGUUGUCGUAGCCUGCCACGGCUCGAUCUGUGUGUUGAAGAGGACUCCGUUGACCAUGGGUCAACUCAGCCGGAACAGUCGCCCCUUCAGCCAGGUUCGCUGUCUCCUUUUUACAUCUCGUAGUGGGCAUUUUAUAAUUCAGUUUAUUGUAAGUAGGGCAAGGAUAUGUUAUGUAACCCCUUGGGAAAAUCAUCGUUAGCUAUGGCCCUAACGGCAAUCAUGACCAUGUCUGUAAUGGGUGACCCUAACCCUUAACGCGUAAGCAUUUAAGGAAAACUCGAGCGUAACCGCAACCUUAACCCUAGGCCUCAAAUUCCUGAUUCAAACCCCAAAACCCUGGCAUAAAUUCCUAACCCUAAUUUUAGACCCCAACCCUUGCCUCAACCGCGAAUUCAGACCAUAUCCCGGGUCCGACAACCUCAGCCCUAGGAAUAACCCAAUUCUUAAUGCCUAUCCUAACUGCAGCAGUAUCCCUAACCUUGAGCUCGAUCCGAGCAAUUUUGACAUCGAAAGCGUUAGUGAAGAUCAAAAUCCGCGUACCGAAUGACCCCUUCACCGAGCUUUUGCCAGGUAAACCGUUACGAACCACAGAAUAGUAUGACCGACAAAGAUAGGGGAAACUGGAGUGCCCAUUUCUGGUUUAUUAGCCGUCGUCAGUCAGUCAUACCCACUCCCGAAGUGUGGAACACCUGCGGCUCGAUCCCGCAGCGUGUGGGUUAGAAGUCCAACGUCUUAACCACUGAGCCACGGACUCGCUGUCUUGUUUGUUUCGAUCGGGUAUAUUCACAAUGAUAGAGGGGACGCUCACCGAUCGCGCUACGGAACACACUCGUCCUGUUGUGCUUGGGGGCCAGACCACACCUACCUGGAUAUGAUAAGUAAGUGAAUGUUUGAAAAAUCACCCAGUUGGUCCUUACCGCGAGCACUGCAAGCACAAUGCUCCAUAAAUGUAUCGCGAACGCCUAAGUACACGAAGGAUUAGGUAGGCGUCAGCAUAGUACAUCUUAGGAGCGGUAGUUGAUGGACUAAAAUGUGCGUUGUUGACAGGUAGAUCCUGCAGAUAGUGUAUAGACGCCACCAUAGACUGAGAACAGUUUUUGUUUUUCUUCCCUAUCUUAGCUUUGUCUUAAGAGCUUACAAAACCUCUCUAACUGUGUCUUUUUUCAUUAUUACCAUAAGUUUCUCCACAUGCGUAAACCUUAGCUGUGGCCCGCGCGUGUACAACUCCACAAACACGUCCACGGCUGGUUGAAAUGACCUUUGCCCUCCCGCACAUGCCAGCGAGGACAAAGGAACUGAAAGUUUGAUCGCUGCUUACCAUACUACAUUCGUUUACCUCAUUGUAAGGGUUGAAUAUGUAAGUCGAUUGAGGAAACAGCGCACAGGGACUCCCGAAACAUGGGAAAUGUGUCUAUAAGAGUUUUACCCAUACUGCAGACGGACACGGCAAUUAACGCUAUCUUCAGAAAGUAUUGAGGGAACCCGCCUUUUUGCCGAAUGUGUGUUUUAUUACUCCAAUGAUGCGCCAGAACAGACUUCGAAAUUUAAACGAUGCGAUCUAGAGUCGCGUAAACGGGCGGAAAACAGGUUAUUAAAGGUUCUUGGUUGAAGAACGCCGAAUUGGGUCAGACGGUGUGUGGCAGACAAGUUCAAAUCCAACUUUAACCCUGAACCCUAUUUUUAAUCCACCUAACCUUAUUCCUAGUCCUAAAUCUAACCAUUUUCCCCGGCUUACAAACGCAACCGCAAUACAACGGACCUACCGAAAUCAAAUAAGUAGACCCGUUAUGGUAAUCGAAAUACAGACUUACACAUUCCAUCCUUGCUGACUUCGUUAUGCGUCAAUUCUCUGAAUAUAAUAUUACCACAGUUGCACAAGCAGCACCGAGUCCACCUCCUGAAAUACAAGGCUGCUCGUCGCCCGGAAUCUGCUUUCUCCUUCGUGUUGGUUUCCCAAGCGUCCUUCCUAAUCUUUAGUUAGCUUGCCAAUUUUCGUUGAAGGCAAUGCCUUUACUGUGGAGUAUAGUAUCUACUCUUCUCCGUAGCUCAGGAGCUGAGAUCCCAUUUGGUGGUAUUUUACGCAUUACCUUCAUGAUAUUAGUAGUCCGGACUUAGUUGUCGUGUUAACGGCGCUGAACUCAUCUCCAGCCUAUUAUGUGAGGUUUUUUUUUAUCGUCCUGUUUAUGAGCCGUCGCAUCUCGUCCGCUUUUAGAAAUAGACGAAGUUUCACACUUUUUGAGGCAUGAAAAAGAAUCAGGCCGGUAGAACGUGUGAGUUGAAUUGACUUCAUGGACCAGGUUCUUAUAUGCACUUUAAAAAUUUAACAGCAGCUAUCGCUUUAACAACUUAUGUCAAGCUCAUACCUACAGCGCCAUUCUUUUAUUUUCACCGAAACUCUCCUGCUCAUUUCUUUCAUCUCGCAGAUGCGGAAGCUGAUUCCAAAGACGCAGAUGCUCUGCCACUGCGCAGUAAACCAACCGGUCCCACGAGGAUAAAUCCCGCACUCAUCGAGUCGCCUGCCACCGUCGCCGCCGCCGUCCCUCCCGACUCCGACACACCGCUGAGUCUGAAGCAAAACCGGCUCUUAUCGGACGCCCUGUUAUCCGCCUUAGAGGCGUUUUGGUCCUCGCAUUUGAAGAUCGCUGGUCGUACCCCUGCCCUCGAAGUGGAUUUGGACCAGCAGGCUCAGUUGGCACCACCGAUUUGGUUUAUCUACCACCUGGCUGGGCAUCCUUGUUGUCGUUUUCGGGAAUGCGUAAGUCAGCCUCCUGUAGACAUUUACGAAAUGGUUUUUAAUGCACUAUAGCAUGUCCGUUCUGAUAUGCGUGCCUUUAAGCGUAACGGCACUGAGGUACCCGGCUUCACCACCGGUACCUUAUGAUAUCGCCAUCUGAACCGAUUCCUUCUUUUAGUAAAUUUCCCAACUCCGCCGCCAGCGGCAUUACCGCGGUAACACCUCGAUUUCUGGAUUGCUAGGAGAAAUAAUUUGAUGCAGUGGUUGAGGGAAACUCUGGACGUGUCACCGCGGCGCGAUUUUUAUCCGUGCUUGGUGUUGUCUGUGUCACAUAACUACCCAUACUUUGCAAUAGCGUCGUUUGAGCUACCAUCGUAUACGACAAUUCGAUCGUCCUGUCUGACGAUGUCCACCGUGCGCUCCGUGAGGUAGACACAGUGACUUGCGCGUGAGGGUGAACUUGUGCUGCAUUUACCACAAUCUCUUUUCCCCACCUGAGCCUGGUGUUGAGACCGAAGGGGGGAGUGGGCGCAGGUAGCUGGCACGGCCGAACCUGCACCUUGACGCUCCACUUCACACCCCCUGGUCCACAACAUACAUUCGACCAGGAUUUUAGCCUGCAACAACAGCACCACAACGGGUCAGAAAGACGGCGAGGAUGACUGGGCGUCCCUACUCACGAUCUUUAUGCCCAGCGGGAGCGGAAGCGCACUUACCGGCAGGGAAUCAGGUGCCAGAGAGCUACCCGCGUGCACCAGGCUGCGAGGACCUUGGUUUGCUGAGUCGUGGCAUAGCAGACGCAUUCAGACCCUAGGCCCACUGUCUUAUACACACACGAGAAAGUAUAGGUUGUGGCUGAUUGCCUUCUAACUUUUUUUCGACUUCUGCGGUCGUUCGUACUGAUUAUCGUUUCCGUGAUGCCGGGAGAUUAAUUAAGAAUCCGUCAUCACUGAUCGUUCGCGGAGCCAACAACCAGUGAAUCAUUUUCAUGCUGCGACUACCGCGCUGGCCUCUUUGGGCACGCUCUUUACAAACUUUUAAUUCAUCCCUAUGCCUUAGCCGAUUUCAUCAUUUAGCGAGGAUGUAAGCUAGACAUCAUGAUGGACAAUGGCAGGAGAAGUCAGUUUCGGUAAACAUGCAUCUUCUCUUAAUCAGUGUCAGACUCGUUACAUUAUUAUGCAGUAUGGUUGCAUAGCCAAUGGGCGGGAGAUCCGUAGAGUUUAUUCCGAUCACUGAGUGAUAGAGGGAUGUAACAGAGUUUCCAAACGUCGCGGAAUUCAGCAUGCAAUACAGCCAGGUGAGGUUAGGCUGAAAGUCCCGAUGUAGGAGGAGGGAGAAGAGCGUGGGUUGGCAUAAGGUGAGCACCUGUUGUCGGGCACUCUUUGCCGUCAAAGCAAGACUUAAACAACGAAGUCAUGCUCUCACCUGCACUGCCUACUUAUUUGAAUGAAACUUUGGCAACGACAGGUGGUGUUACCCCACUUCUCAACUAAAUUUAACUGUCUUAUUAUUAUCCAUGUGAGGGACUAUUCACAAGUAAUUUCAAAGAAAUAAAUAAGUCAAGCUUACGCGUUUGACAACAGAAACCGUUAAGAGGUAUCAAGGAAACAGAGCGUUUGCGUUUCAACCGAAGCAAAGCAAACCCGAACGUAGCCGGUGAUCCAUGCAGCACGCAUAGUAUGGUAGGUACCGACAUGGCACAUAAAGAUUUAACUACUCUUCCGGAAGAAAUAGGUAAGUCAUAUUGACCCAACUGUGAAAAACUCGGCGCCUCGGUGGGAUUCGAACCCACGUAGUAAGGAGAAGGCUUUAGUACAGCCAACACUCUAACCACUUCAGCCGAAUAAUUUGGAGCUGGAUCAUUCGCUGCAUUAGCGUUUAGUGAUCUCAAUCUACAAGGUGCAUGCGUUCCGCGUAAAGAGAAUCACAUAUUUUUCUAUGAAAUUAAAGAGAUAUCAUACAGAGCCCAUAAAAAUUUGCAAUGGAUGCGGAUCCUGUUGUACAUUUCAUGAGGAGCAGUGGUAAACGGCCAGGUACGAUGCUAUGUGAAUGGACAUAGCGCGGUCUUAAAAAGUUUCAUAAUUAGAAACUUUUUUAAAACCUAAUUAUACUCUUUCCUUAAAUAUAAAAUAUAAAGAAGGCGUGAUUCUCUAUUGAUUGACUAAAAGAAAGCAUAUUUUUGUUUAUGGUUUCUAUAAAAUAUAUUUGAAUUUCCAAGACCAUCGAAAAUCAAUUGGAAAAAUGCAUGCUACUUAAGUAGUCAUUUUUUACCGAGCAGGCUUUCUACAGGAGAUUGAAAAGAAGUACAUUUAAAAGCCGACAUCCUGCCAAGUCUGAAAUGUUAUAAGAGUAUGUCGCAAGAUAAGCAGUAUUACAACCGCGACCAAGUAAUCCUUCCUAAUCGAAAACGCAUUUCAGAAUUUCAGGCAACAUUUCAUGAGAUAGGUCACUCACUGUACUUUAGAAUAACUAGGAAGUCAGGGUAAGACAAAGGGGUUAUGGGGAGGAGGAGCAAAAGCAAUUGCCAAAUAAUUUAUCACUGAAACCUCAUUCCGAACCAACUCGGUGCAUGCGGUUAUAUCAAAGUGUUAGACAAAACGCGAAGAGAAACUUUCCGUAGCUAUGGAUUAAUAAACAAGGACUUCUGAAAUGAAUAUAGCAGUCACCUAUACAUGCUAAGCCCAGUGGGGUUACACUACCUAUCCUCACCGAAGCUCUUUGCAAUCUUAAGACAGGGACAUAUCAUCCACGAAUGUCUAUGCUCAUUAAUACAUUCUUCACUCAGUAAUAUCUCGCCCGAACCAACAGACCAGCAUGACUUGAAAAACUGACACACACCCUGAGUGUGGACCACUGUGUCACGACCAACGUAGUACUGUGGUUCAUUUGGUGUCGCCCAGCUUUCUAGAUAGUCAUUCGUAGCGGAAUCGGUUCGCUGGGCUCUGAUUGAUGUCCAAGAGCAAACGAGCCCUGUUUUUUGGGCGGUAGGGGUCGCGAAAUCUCUUCCAACUGGCAAACCGACUAUGCAAACGAAUGACCUGACGCUUUCAAAUCUCGCAAUUAAUCUGUGCUACCAACGAGUGAGACGGGGUGACUCGAUCGUCCUCAGAAAUUAGGGCCAGUUCGUAAUGGUUCAUUUUUACUGUGAUCUUUAUGAUAUAUCGCACCUUAGUGUGGUCCCAGAUAUUGAUGUCUCGCCAAUGUGCGUCUAAGAGCAGGCACGUGCGUGAGACGCGCAGGUGGGGCCUUACUUCCCGUCUGCGUCUGGUCUCGCCUCUACGAAGCCUUACUCAAAAUUGUUAGUAACACGCGAUGUGAGAGCUAUGAGAAACUAACGCCACUCGAACGUGUACUGCGUCACUAUAGUAAUUCUGACGAUCAUAAUGGGCCAGUUGUCCUGUCUUGGGGGGGUUUCCAGCUGAGUCGUCGUCCUGCGAACACUGCAUCCAAAUGCAGGGACUUCUCCAUGGUAUCUCCCAGUAUUAAAGGCACUGGGCAGCAGCUGGCCAGUGAAGUGUCGCGUCCCUGCUUUGUCUUAUGUUUUAUAGAAUCAUUCUGUGAAUUAUUUACAAAUGAUUGAGAAUAAAGCCUAGUCCUCCUUAAUUGAAGUGUUAGUGUCGAGCGCUGCGAGGUGUUCAAGGUGUCAUUCUGGCCGCUGACGCCUCUUCCUCCCACCUUUUCGCACACCUUCUGCGCGCUUGAAGCAGAAGCUGCUUUUCGAUCAUCCAUGUGACAGGCCGUUUGUUUAACCAAUGGUCUUUUCUGCCUAGGAGCUUCAUCUGACCUCUCGGGCCAUGUUCGGUGGUUUUAUCAUUCAUGCGACCAUCCUGCGUAAAUAUAGUAUAGGACUUUUCACCAAGUGGUUCAUUAAAUCUAAACAGUGCGAAAUGCAGGGAGUGAGGUGAGCAGUUUGAGAUGAGAAAGCAAAACGUAAAUGCAUGUCCUUGAGAAGGAGCGACCUUGAAAAACGUUUACUUGUCACCCUGACGUUUCGAGAGUCCGCAAGUUUGCAUCUUCAAUGCAGACUUCUGUGGCGCAGCAGGCACAGAGACCGUAAAUGCCUGAGCACUGCCCUCCGCUGCUGAGUCUCCGAGGUCAGCGAUCCGCCAGCAUAUAACUGCGGCCUUCAUAUUCUUUCACGCGCAGCAUCAAUAAGGACUUCGAGGAUGGGGGGCUUGUAAACCUCAGGCACUUCAGAAUAGCGAAGCAUAGAGAAAUUCAGAACCAUUUUUGCCUAACUACUUUAGUGUCGUACUGUUGGCCAUCUAGUGCUCUCACUUGCCUUCCCUCUUCAGGCCCUCUCGCUUUACGACUUGUGGUGUGGAUCUCUGACAGCCGAUCGUCACUCUAUAGCAUUCCUGGAAAGUGUAGGCCGCCAGAUGGCUGGACAGAUUCUCUCGCUCCCGCAGAGUGUCACUCUCCUCCUCCAGGGUGCCGCUCUCGAGGCCAGCGACUGUCCCUUUCAUGAUUGUGAGAAUACCCCCGGUGUUGUCAGUCCUUCCUCUGGCUUCGACGCACCGGAUUCAUCCUCACAACAACCAUCACCAUCGCUACGGUCUCCACCUUUCGACAUGCCAUCGGUGCUGAAACAUCGCCAUCUGAGCUCCUCCCGUCUCAUUGACAAGGCCUUUGGCCUUCUGCCGCUUAACGGCUCUUGCUCCGUGAGCUAUUCCGAUUUUUCCGAUUUUAUUUGUUUUUGUGCCGUUUAGUUGUCAUGCCCGGAGGUCUCGGUUCUCUGUUUUUUUCGAUUUACUGGUUGCGAAGCGCAUUGGAUUGCUACUCAUUCCUACUGUUCCAUCAUAUCUUGAAACCCCACGCACUGUAAAUUGAGUCCCCAAAGCUAUUUUAAUGCGAAAUGGUGAAAUUUCACUUUCACUUUUCAUUUUUGUUCUUCUCCUUUGAGAACUUUUGGGUCGCUGCGGUGGCAUCGGGGUUUCUGCCGGGAGUCUCGUGAAAGUCUUGAAACUUUCAUAAUCUGAUUAAAUGUAGAGUAGCAUUCCAAAAUGUAAAAUCAAGUGCGGUAAAAGAUUUCCAUGAGACCCACGAGUUCAUGUACGGCUAACAUAAAUAUUAACUAACUCCUUGGUUAUAUUAGGUAUUUUGCUACUUUAACCACUAGUCUAAAGAGUGAAUAAUGUGUAUCAUCACCGAUUAAUGUCCCAGUUAUUUGAAUAUUUACUGCGGAAUCCGCCUUGUCCUUUACAGUAGAACGGGGUCAAUCCGUUCCGCCCAAAUUUUCUAACUUGUUUCUAUUAACCUACGCUUAUUACGCCACAUUACCUUCUUCAUGAGUCAAUGUACCUUAAGUAAAGAAGGAGAUUAGUCGAGCAAUGGAAUAACUUGUUUAUUGUUCUGGGCUCUCAAACUCGUGUAGGAGUCUAUCCUCAGAGAUAGUAGCAACAACAGAAUGAUCGACCAUUUUAGGGCGUGCUAGCCAAUCAUCGAUCUAUCGCACAAGACGUGCUUGCACGUCCUAUGAUUGUCACUCGUUCUGUUGUUGCUAAUAUCUCUGACGAUGGACUUCCACAUGAGUUCGAAUAACAAGCAGACUGUUUCAGUGCUCGAUCAGUCAUCUUAUACAUCCAUUCGUCAAAAUACUUUGCUCGAUGAAUGUGAUCUCUCCGUGAACACUCCUUCCCACGGAAAAUUAUGUUGAAAUUUCUGACACAUCCUCUUUCUGCAGCAGGAAUCCGCGGGACUGACUCUGCGUCUCCCGGUGGCUCUGGCGGUGAUCGCAGCUGCCACCGUGGACACCGCCGUUCUCGCCUGGCUGGCUGUCACCCGUCAUUCGGACAGCCGUCUGUGUGAGGCACUGGAACGUCAACUCACCGUCUCUCUGGUCGCCAUCGAGCGCUUUGCCUCCUUCGCUAAGGUAGAUUUCUAUCCACAUGCCUCUCUGCCUCAUGUCUUGUUUGUUCUGCAGAGGUGACGCCUGUUCACGCUAUCCGGGAGGGAGGCGGGAUGGUAGACUAGUGGUGGCGGCAGCCCUCGUGCGAGUAUGUGCCGCGAUUUCAGCAAAUCCUGACGGGUAACUCGCACCUCGCAUUCAGCCCUGUAUAUGUGUGGGGCGGCUGACUGGUGGUCUGAGAGUCAGGUUGCAAUGGCUCCUUCCUAAUGUGGCCUCUGUGGCACCCCCACUGUUUGGGCGGCCCGGUCGCAUGAACCGUCGCCCUUUUUGUUUGUUGCUACAGGCUCUUGACGCGUCAAUCUGGCUCCUGUGGCCUCUGUGACACUCCCACUAUUCCUCUAUUCUCCUUUCUUGGUGUUUACAAUCCUGGUCUGUGUGAGUUUGUGAACCAGAGGGCAUGAUGGUACACUUUGGUGCGGACUUAGCUCAGCUCGUUGUCGAGCACACGGUGGACAUCGUCGGAAACGACGCUCGAACUAUCUGGUGCGCGCUCAUUCGCCUUGCCAUCCACCAGCGUCCUCUCCCAACUCUAGACUUCUUGACUUCGUUGCGACAUCCGGCUCAGAUGUGGGAGGGGGAGAGAGUGUAGUAGAAGAGGUAGGAGCGAUCGCUGGAAAAAGAGCUUUAUUCGUCCGACUUUUUGGAUUCACGCUCGAACCCAGCAUCAGAGACAGUGACAGGAACGGGUGAUUCGUGCCCAGGAAUUUGCAGUAUUUAUAGGAUGCAGUCGCUAUGCUACUACCGCAUACCUAUGAUAAUUAACCGCUCUCCCCUUUAUCGAGAAUUGUUGCCCGCUGGUGCGCUAAUUGUUUGAUGGCCGGCGUGCAAGUUGUGAAUCGCUGAUAUCUCAUCACCCGUGUUGGAUGCUGGCGUAGUGAUUGCUCGGCCAUCUGGCCCACCGGCUUGCGCGCAUUCCGAGUGGCCAGUUACUUUGUCCAGACUAUGCCUCAACACUGAAUAUGAAGUGGCGAUGUCGUUGCAUUUUUUGAUAGACCAGAGUCCCGUGAACCAUGACUCAAGCAACUCGCGCCUCGCGAUCAUCACCCCUUGCGAGAAUUCCGGCCUCAUCGAACUUAAAUGAAGAAGACUUUGACAAUCUGCCUGUCAUUCAUAAAAGGAGCCUGAGUGAAGCAAUGGCAGGUGGAAGUGGGAGUCUGCCAUGCAACGGCGAUUGAGUGAUACGGCCUAUGCCAAAAUGUGUGUUCCUCGACCCACCUUAGCCAAACCAGAUCACUUAACGACCCGGGGGUGGGAGUUCAAAUUGAGCGAACUCUGGAGAGCCGCCGAAGGCACAAUGCCGGCUGACCGGGGAACGCGCAGACCGAGCAAUCAUCACGCCAGCAUCCAACACGGCUGCUGAGAUUUCAGCAAUUAACAACAUGCAUGCCGGCCAUGAGGCAAUUAGCGCACCAGCGGACAACAAUUCUCGAUGAAAGGGAGAGCAGUUAACUAUCAUAGGUAGCGACUGUCUCCCAUAAAUACUACAAAUUCCCGUGCAUGAAUCACCCGUUUCUGUCACUGCCUCUGGUAAUGAGUUCGAGCGAUAAUCCGAAACGUCAGGCGAAUAAAGCGUCGGCCGCUUGCGUCCUAUCCCGCCUCCGGUCUUUUUGCCUGUCAUGACGGCGGGUCCAGGUGGGGGGGGGGGGGGAGAGGAGAUAGUGUGGUAGAUGCUGCGCAAUACUACUAUCACCAUGAGCCAACUCACUGUACCUGCCCUAUCACCCUGCUCUUGAGCACACUGGGGACAUCGUUGCAAACGAGGGUCGAACUGCCGCGUGCAUGUGUGUGUUCUCACUGAUACUGACGCGUAUGCCUUACCGUGUGCGAUUGCCGGGAACCCAAGUCCACUGCCUCCAACGUCACUGUUGUCUGUGACAUGUGUGCCAGGGUCAAACUGACCGCGUCCGUCGCCCAGACACCCUGUUGAAAUUCACUCCUCAUCUGUUCGGGAGUUACCCCCCUCCUCGUAUCUAGCUCCUCUGUUGUUGAGCCUCCCUCACCCCCCCCCCUACAUGGGAUGUGGUUGUGACCUGCGGGAAUUUCUCCCCGUUCGUUAACGAGAUCGGACAAUGUCUGCUACGUAACGUGUGAACAGGUGUAACCCUUGCCAGAAGACGUAUCAGGUAUGCCUAUGUGACAUAGCAUAUGCAUAUGACAUAUUUUAGUCGGUGCCAAACUUCGCCUGUAGCCUAAAACAACCAAAACAUCCCCCUCCAUCAUAUGUCAAGCUUCUCACAAGUGGUGUCAAUGUCCCAUGUAAAUCAGCCAUCUGACUUAAAUGUCCUUUGUGACUUGGAAAAUUGUCCUGACUCGGAAGAUCGUCAGCUGACUGAAUAACUCGGACCUUAUGGCAGUGUUGUAGAGUGACUUUGAGACUGGUAAUCAGGCUACAAUAGCAACCUUUUUAUAUGGCCCUCAUGGGCCUAACGGAUGUGAGUUCCUUACCCCUUCCGACCGCGUCAUGUUUGCUGCAUGUAGACGGACUGUAUCGUUAUUCAAACACUUCGAACGCGUCACCUCCGGUCGCCUUGAUAUUUUCUUGCCGUCGGAGCUUCCUGGGUGAGAUUGAUAUAUACUGCACAGGUCAGAUGCACUAGGAACUAAUUCACGUGCAAGUUAUCGGUGCCACGUUCCCUUCGUGAGACACCGCCGUCUCUUUCGACGGUCAAAUUGUCAUGGAUUAGUUUUCGUUGGUAGUCGGGAGGGCCCUACGCGAGGGUGACGGCGUUGAGUUUGCACCCGGACACCGACUGACCGAUAUCGACUAUGCCGAUGAUAUCGCCUUACUUGCUUCAAGUUUUGGUGAUCUGCAGUCCAUGGUGGUCAAGGGUGAACGAGGUCGCUAAAUUGGUCGGUUUAUGCAUAAAAGCUGGGAAGACUAAAACGUUUUCAAGCUUCAUCCCUGACCAGCAGAAGGCACCCCUCGGGAUUCAUGGCUGUCAAUUUGAAGAAGUAGACAGCUUUAAAUACCUCGGGACGAGACUGCUGCCUAAUGGACAGAGUAAGGACGACGUAGUCUACCGAAUCGAUGCUGCCUGUUGGGUUUUUUCAAGCCUUCGAAAAUGCCUAUGGAUCCGACGUGACCUCUCCAUCGCCACUAAGAUUCGCGUGUACCGUGCAUCUGUCCGGUCUGUCCUUCACUACGGUUAUGAAUGCUGGGCUUUUCGCGUGGAGGACAAGCAAAAAAUAGAGGUAUUUGACCGCCACCUCUUGAGGGUCAUCCUUUGAGUGAAGUUCACCGACUUCGUCUCAAAUGAGACAGUCCGCGCUCGCUGCGACAACAUCGCAUGGAUAACACAGGCCAUCCAAGAAAGACGACUGAGGUGGUUUGGGCAUGUUCUUCGUCGUGUGCCUCAGCAGCUCAGUGUUACUGCCCUCGAUCCGGCACCGUUGCCUCAUUGGAGACGUCGAAGAGGAAGUCAGUUCAAAACGUGGCUCGACAGUUUGUCAAGACAUGGAGGUGGUUCUUGGACCUUCGGUAUUCGGUCUACGUAGUUGGCGAAGGGAAUGGGUUGAGGUGUCCAGAUCUGCUGUCGCGGAUCGUCGCGCGUGGGAGGUACAAUUCGUGACAUCAUCGAGGCCGGCUAGAUCAGGCGUGAUCGCAGUCGUAUCAAGUACAAGUAAGUAGUCGAUGUCUCAACAGAAUCGCUACUGCAACAAGGACUCAGUUGCCGCACUUUUUUGGCCUGCAUACAUUCAUUCUUCUCUUUUCUCCUCCCCUCGUACGUCCUUAGUGCUUCCCGGAUAUUUUGAAGCUCCUGCGAGUGCCUCAUCUCUGCGAGACCCUAGUGGAGCUAGUUCUUCUGCUCCAGUCCAUUUGCUUCAGCAUCUGCCGUCUGUGGCCGUCCUGCGAAGAGAUUGGCUCCUCCGCCGUCAGGCUGCAUGACGCCAGCUGCCAAUGGGCUCGCCUCCUCUCCUCUGUCCUCAGCGGCUUUGACGUGAUGCUCUCCUUUCCGCUCGUACAGCAACUCAUUUGCCCUCUUACGGACAAUUCUAUUGCCUUCUACUCGGAGGCAGCGAGAGGUACUUUGGAAAUUAUGUUUGGAAAAGCAGCCACCCUCAUUCUCUAUGCCCUCAUGGAAUCUCUUGUCUUCCUUAUGCGACCCACCAUCCAUAUUUUCAAUCUCGUAAACUAAGACAAGCUGCGGCUUCUUGGAGCAUUUAAAGAACUUAUCAGAUUGUGCCAUUUCAGCUAGAUUCAACUCGUUGGGGAGAAGUUCAUCUCACUACAGCCUAUGCGCUCUUAUGUUAUCGACUUCGCACGCAACUCCAUUCUGCCCUCAGCCCCCUAUUCCUGACUAGAUUAGCACAAUGUCAGGAAGCAGUUAUCGUCCUUCAUGCACGGCGGUAUUUGCUGAUAGAAGCCAACAGCCGAGUUCCAGGUAGCAGUUUAGAAGACGAAGACGCGAUCACUGGAAAAAAACGGUUCGAAUUCUCACUCGAAUCCAUCACCAGAGACAGUCGCAGAUAAACUGUCUUUGAUGAUGGAUUCGAGUGAGAAUCCGAAACGUCAGGCCAAUAAAUUUCUUGUUCCAAUGAUCGCAUCUUCGUCUACUGAACGGCGGUAUUUUUUUGCUCCAAAGAAAGUGGACCUAGUGAAUCCUUAUUUUCGAUCUUCCAGACCACGAAGUCCUAACCGAUUUCUAAUUCGCUCAAUUAGCCCCAUGAUCUUACACCAAACCCCGUGCACAACAGGACCACCGGAAGACCAAGUUUAGUGGCGCGUGUAUUCGAACCCGAGAUGCGUUCAGUGCGCACUCUUAUGCUUCAAGACUCUUGCUUAUUUUCGUUUCGGUUGUAGAAAAUUCCCUGUCGGCCAGUGACCGUGUUUUUAAAUGAUGUUCUGUACUAGGCAGACGGACCAAUUCUCUGAUCCUAUAGGUUGCGCCUUUAUGACGACCAAAGCCUCUGACAACCACGAAGGCGUUCUCACCGAUCGUUCUUACGGAACUCACUCGUUCCUUAUGGGCGGCGACGCAUGAUAUAGGACUAGGGAGACUAGAGUGGCCAUUUCUGGCUUAUUAGCCGUCGUCAGUCAGUCAUACUGAACCCCGGGGUGGGGAACACCUGGGGCUCGAACUCGCGACCUGUUAGUUAGAAGUCCAUGCCACGAGGUCGUUGUCCUGGGUAUGACUGGCUGACGACGGCUAAUAAGCCAGAGAUGGCCAUUCCAGUCUCCCUUGUCUUUUUCGGUAAUAACAUUCUGCAUAUAUCAUGCGCCGCUGUGCGGCUGCUGGUUGGGCUUGAGAGCCCGUAAGGCACAACGGAACGAGUUAGUUCUGUAGGAACGUUCGGCGAGCGCCUCUCUACCAUUGUACACUCCCGAUCGAAACUGACAGGACGACGGGACCGUGGCUCAGUGGUUAGAGGCAUUGGACUUCUGUCUAAUAGGUCGCGAUUUCGAGCCCCAGGUGUUCCCCACCCCGGGGUUCAGUAUGACUAGCUGACGACGGCUAAUAAGCCUGAAAUGGCUAUUCUAGUCUCCCUUGUCUCUGUCGGUAAUAACAUUCUGUCCACAAAGGAGUUGUAUGCGUUUGCCUGCCUUUCACUAAAUCUCUUCCUCCGACGUUAACGUUGAUUAGUUUUCAGUUGGCCAAGUUGCGGGUUGUUUGACGCGUAUGUAGAACUUUCACCACCCUCAAAGUAGGCUUCCGAAAUGCCAAUGGACAAGCAGGCAACGGACAAGAGGUUUUGAUUGCGGUAGGAUUAGCUGACUGCGGAUGUAUAAAGUUCUCAGCUCGUGAAUAAUUAGUGGGCUUCCGAGCCGUCCAAUGCAGAUGUCUUCUGCUUCGCCUCGCCGUUCGCCCUUACACCUCGCCUUGGGAAGAUCCAAGGCCCUCGCAACAGUCCAAGGUGCGAAGAAAUCCUUGGAGGCGCGGGGUAAAGGUGUGGCAAACUGUGUUUGGCAAGUGACAGAGUCAGUCGGGCUGUGAAGCGAUGGGGAAGUGUCCCCAUGGAGCCCCAGAUAGGGCCAAAGUGUUUCCUUUAGUCCUCGCUGGGAACACCGCAUUUAUCCGUUGAUUCGUUAGGGGUAAGUUACUUUUUCAGUGGUUUGUGUGCACCAGCCGUGUCGGCACCUAGAACAGUAUGGACUCAAACUGUAAUCUGUGAGAAUAAUGGUACCUACACUCAGAGAAGCCACCCGGUGAUCCAUGAAGACACGUUUGAUGGUCUCCAUCAAAUUUUGGCUGAGUGAAAUAGUUGUUGGGUGUCUGCAAAUUUCCCUCGAGGACAAUAGCAUAAAGAAACUAUAUUUAGCUGAAUAACCUAUUCGCCCGUCUGGUUUGGCGGCGGUAUCGAUUGACUACUUUGUGUAUUCGCCACACGUUAACCUGGUAGCCAUUACCUUUGACGUCUGCGCGCGUCGGUAUUUAUUCGGCUUCACCUGAGUCAUCUGGCGGCCCACCAAUUCCCACGUAGAGGUUGCCUGACGUUCCGGGCAAUUAGAAGCAGUUACUGCGUUGCAAGUAUGAAGGAGGAUGAAGGAGGACGUCCUAUUUUCCUCUUCACCUCCAGGUCACCAACACAUGCCAAGGUUUCUCCCGUAUAUUCUUAAGACGAAAUAGAACCUCAUUAUCAAUGCUGUGUUUACGACUACCGACUGACUGUCAAGGUGACUGUGGGCUAGGCAACGAGUUCCUCUUACGGCAUUCCGACACGUAUAGUUUGUGACCCACGCCAUUCAGAUUCCAAGCUGUCCACCGUUGACGUUGGGGGGAAUAUUGCCCCGUUUUCAUUUUCACUUCGGGGUUGUCAACUCAUGCCUGCGUUUCUUCCGUGCAUGCCCGCAAGCGAAAUGGGGGUCUUAUCAAGCAGUAAUAUCAAAAGCCGUGUUAUCUCUGCUGUGUUUGUGAACGGCACCACUGAUUACUGUGACCAACCUGUCGAAUUCAUCAAAGCGGCAUUGUAAAGGGGUCUACUUACGUCACUCCAGUGUGUUAAGUUUAUUUGGCUAGACCGCAGUUGGUAGCCAGGAAUGGGGAGCGGACGGCUAACUUAACCCUGAUCCUAACCUAAACCCUAACCUUAACCCUAAACGUUAACCGUUAAUCCUAAUGGAAGCCUUAACCCUAACCAAAAUCGUAAACGUAACCGUAGCCCUUAGACAUAGCCGUAACUGAAAAACCUAGCCGUAAUACUGAAACCUAAUCGCACUCUCAAACCUUAACCGUUCCCCGAAAACCUAAGCCUAGAGAGUAUAACCCUAAGCCGAAAAUCGGACACCACUAACCGGUACCCUAAUCCUAACUUCAAACGUAAAACAGAAGCCAAAUGGGUCAGGUUUGAUUAUGUAGCCCCACAAAAAACCCCUGUAAUACGGGGCCUGGCAACCAACUGCGAUCUAGCCGUUUAGUUUGUGAACCAUGCCAGCUGUCCACCGCCGACCGUUAUGCGUCUGAACGAAGAUGCUCGACUUAUUGUCAUUGGGAAUUUAGAUCUGACCGAUGGCGCUCAGACAGUGUGGCUUCUAACAAGGCGAGUUUUUUUCCUUUUCUGGAACUCAUAUGUGUUUACCUUGGUUGUUUGACGUUGCCGUUGUUGUGCCCCGGAGUCUUUCCAGUCUUCUCCUCCGCCGCUCUAGGUCCCAGCGCUUGCGUGAUCCACGAGUGUCUCCUGCGUGCCCACCUCUCCCUGCUCGGAGGUCUCUGCUUAAGGCUCCUCAGCCUCCAACCAGGUACGGAGGUGUUCUAUCUCAUUGUGCAUAAUUCCCAAACUAGUUCUCCCCCUCAUACUACCCCUCCUCCUUUCUUUGCGACCUCCCCUCACAAAUUGUUGUUCCUGCCCUCCAUCAGGUGAUUACCACCUUUCAGGGGAGCGGGCGUGAAUUUUGUCAGUCUGUGUUUCGUUUAUGUUUGAAGUGGCGGGGAUUCAGAAGUAAAAGAAGACGUUGCGAUCACUGGAACGAGACGUUUAGGUAAGGAUUAAGUGCAGGCACGAAGUAAGUGAAAACGAUGGAGAACCGUCGACUGCAUUUGUCAGAGAAGGUGUUGUUCUGCAGAGUUUUUGGUCGGCCCUUCGUCGGCAGGAUGACAUUCGCUGACUUAUACCGCCCCGAGAAGCCGCUUCAUUGUUUGCACAGCCCACGCUAAUCCUCUACUAAGAGGAAAACUCGGUUUUUAAAAGAAGUUCGCCAUGAAGAGCAAUCAAGUAGUAAAAAAAAAUACUCAAGAUAAUGCUAGAUGGAAUACAUACGUCCGCCACUAAAACAGGGGGUUAAAAGCUGGUGAAUUAGUUAAGCAGCAGCCGCUAUUUUCCGAAGUUUAUUGGCCUGACGUUUCGGAUUUUCACUCGGACUCAUCUUCAGAGAUAGUCGCAGGUAAGGGUAGUGGAGGCACAAAGAGUGCACGGAUGAUGAAAUGGUGGCAAUUAACGACUCGGACACGGGGUAACGAGCCGUCAUCGCAUUAACCGCGACCUCCCCCUGGUGAUAAUUGAGAGAGCUGUUAAUUAUAGUACGCAUGUGGUCCCACGGCAGCUACUGAAUACAAAUACUGCACUAUUUGAGCCCCCACUUCCCUCAUUGGGGUCUGUCUCUGAUGAUGGAUUCACGUGAGAAUCAGAAACGUCAGGCCAAUGAAAUUUUUAUUCCAGUGAUCGUAUCUUCUUCUUCGGAACUGCGUCUCGGAACUUGCCUGUUCGGCAUCAAGUUAACUCGUGUGACUAAGUGUUGGUUUGUUAGGGUUUUGACUUUUCGUUAGGGUGUUAGUUGCCGGGUCUUCGCAUGUUCUUUGGUGAAAUCCGUCACCGAAAAUUCCUAACUGGUCACCAUCCUCUCAUCAAUUACCCCGAAGUAGCCUGAUUUCUUUACAACGUCGAUUGAUUUCACUUGGGCAUUUGCAGAGAAAGUUGCCGUCUCUGGAUCCCGUCAGCAUCGGCUGCUCGACGCCAGUCAGUCGAAGCCUCACAACCGCCUUAUCUGUUUACUUGCAUGUACCUGUUUGAGCGCGCACACUAGAUAUUUACUUGUUUACGCACUAAACAUGUGGGUCUCUUUUUUACUGUUGACGCCAAUUUUUUUCAUUCCUUUGCCUUUUCUUCCUCCGAAGGAGUCGAACGCACCGACCAACGCCUAAAGCUCCUGUCCCAUCUGAACUGGACAGUUAAUGGCAUUAUGCAUCUGCUGCUGUCUGCAGGUUGGCAUUCUCUGCCUGGUCUUUUGAUUUGCGUUUCUUCUCUCUCUCUCUCUCCCUCUCUCUCUCUCUCAUCGUUUUUCUUUUUGCCCCUGAAAACUUAGCUCUAAAUUCUUGUGAUGCUGUCAGAAUUGGCAAUGACGUUUUUUACUGUCGCUCCCAGUAGAACUGACUUACGUGGGCAUUUAUACGAGAGCCGGGUGGCUUUGGGACAGCUCCCGAUGGAAUUUUAGUUAGGUUAGGAAUUAAGCUGAAGGUUAGAUUUAAAGUUAACGGUGACGUAAGCCAGGAUCAGGUUUAGGGCUAAGGCAGGGACAAGUUUUGACUGCAGGAUUACGGCCUAGUUUAUGGCUAGGGACAAGGGUUUAGUCAUUGCACUUGUUAAUGGACUGGGGGUCAGUAAACCAUGAUUCAAGUAGCUCCCGGCUCACGCGGUUUUCACCUCUUGCGAGAAUUUCGGCCUCGUUGACUUUGAAUGUGUAGCCGGAUCUCGUCGAAUGAGCCGCAACUUGAGGGCUGGCGUCAUUUCUCCGCACCGCUGCAGCGUGUUUGGCCAUUCGCAUUCGGAGCUGUCUUCCGGUUUUUCCGGCGUAGUUGCUUCGUCCGCAACUGUAACAGCACACCAAGUGCGACCAUCCUGGAUGAAGGGGGAGCCGUGAAUGUUCAUCCUUUAAAUACUGCAGCCCCUUUGCAUGAACCACCCGUAUUUCCUUUUGUCUUUGAUGAUGAGUUCGAACAGAAAUCCGAAACGUCAGGCUAAUAAGGCUCUUGCCCCGUGCGAUCGUGUCUCCUUCUUUAAGACUACUUCCUGGGACUCGUCUCUUCGCUUCUAUUGACAAACAACAGUUAGCAUCUUCUUACCCUGCACAUAUACGAUCAAGAUUUGGGCAACGGUUCAGUUUUUUAUUAGGGUCAUUUUUGGGGUUAGGACACAGGAAUAUGUUGUACUUUCUGAAAUCAGGUCAGCCUUUAUUACUUGGUCGAGGCGUUCUUAUUUCCAUGUCCUCUUUAGACGUCCACAUAAGUCAGUCCCGCCGCGCCCUCCCCCCUCCCUUCGCCAUGCAAGGUGACGUCACUCGUCUCUUCUAGUGUCUUCGGUGUCCUUCGAGGGAAUUUAAAUGCGCGCUCCCCAUCGCUAGCUAUCCAAGCCAACUCCCGACUUUUACUCAGGCGAAAUCCAGACAUCUAUCUCAUGUGUGCCUAAAUAUGGUGGACCGGCUGUUUAAAACAGCAGCUGUCAGCAUCCUAAGUGCACACGCACUUCCCGAAUCCUUUUCUAAGUAGCAUUCUUUAUGCCCGGCUCCUGAGAAGCAUUCAAGUCAUACAGCUGGCGAUCUUGAUUAGUAAUUGCUUCCUCUGUAGCAGAACCCUGAGCACACGUGUGGACUUCCAAAUUUCAAGCUAGAGGCUAAAAUCACACUCGGUAGGUUUGUAGGAGUCGGUAAUUAGUUCUGUAGUAGGUGCGCAGACCUCAGAACGGGUCUCCUUGUCCGAAGAUAGGUUAGUACAACUCGGUGUCUAUCUGGUGUGCCUAUUCCACUGGCCCAACAGUUUGAUUGUCGAUUUCGACGAUGUCCACCGUGUGCUCCACAACAAGGUACAUCAGGCACGGUGACUUUCGCGCAAAUUAAUUUAUAGUGAUAGUAGACUUGCGCAGUAUCUACCGCACUUUCUCUUCCCCACUCACCACCUAGACCAGGUGUUAAGACAGAGUCAAAAAGAUCGGAGGCGGGGGUGGGCGCAGAUGAAUGGCACGGUCGAGCCCGCACCUUGGCGUCCCACUCCACGCCCCCUGGUCCAUACAGCAAAUGAUCAGGUUUUGGCAACAACAACACCCCAACAGGGGUCUGAAGAACGAGGUUGAUGACUGGGCAGUCAUGCCCACCACCUGUACUCCCAGCGGGAUCGCACGCGCAUCUGCCAGCAGGGAACGAGGCUGCGAGGGCCAUGGCUUGCUAAUGCUAACAGAGUACACGCCUUCAGACCUUUUAACCUAUUCCAAGUCAUAUCCUCGAUGACAUUGAUAAGACAAAAAUUUACUUCACACUCUAGUUACAGUAUUGGCAUACUAUUCCACCCCUUUAGUAAGACCUACACCACUCGGGUUCGAGGUUAUCAUUGCCGUCAUUAUGCGGCCCAUUCGAGUAUAGGACCAACGUCCCAUAAGUCAGUGUCCUUUUUAUGGCGAAACCUUGAGGGAAUCUUGACAAGUGCGGAUGUGACAUUUUACCCCACAUAUGCCUUUGGGUCUCUCUCUCUCGCUCUCUUGCACUCCCACCUCCCCGCCUCCCUCUCCUCUCGCACUCCCCUCUCUGUCGCCUGUCUCUUUAACCGUCUGAAUAUUUGCAGUCAUCCGCCGUCCUACGACAACAAUACCCAUAUCCAAGCCAAAAGUAUGCAUAACACUUACGUAAUAUUCAGCUUAGAACCCUUACUUGUUCGCCUGUAUUGCUCUUCUACUACCGCUUCACAGCCGUUUUCUGAUUAAAGGAAACCCCCUCGCAAGUCGCCUAUUGCGCUCAAAUCGACUAUCAUAUCCGUUCGACUAGAUUUUCUAGAUUCCUUCGGGCAUUUCGGUUGGCUUUAAGAAACUGCAGUACCCAUGGACAGUGGUUUAAACCUGCGUCAGUUGGCUACAAUUUAAGUUGGCCAUAGUUGUGGUGACUGGCGAGACCGGAUUCUCGUUUACACGUGCAACACACAUGCUGGCCUCUAGAUGAACUGAAUUUUUAGGGUUGGGGGUCAUGGAUCUGACGUCCAUGAAAGCCCCAUAAAGGCAAGUUUAGGAAUGCGCCAUUCCAUUCUAGCCAGCAGUCCUUAGGCAGAAUUUUGCUACCGGCAAAGACAAGGAAGACUGGAAUGGCCAUUUCCAGCUCGUUAGCUGUCGUCAGCCAGUCAUACCCACCCCCGAAGUGUGGAACACUGGGUGAUCGAUCCCGCAACCUGUUGAUUAGAAGUCCAACGUCCUAAAUACCGAGUCACAGGCUCGUUGUCCUGUCGGUUUCGAUCGGGAAUGUACAAUGGUAGAGGGGUGCUCACUGAUCGUUAUUACGUAACUCAUUCCUCCCGUUGUGCCUUACGGGCCCUCCCUCUUGGGGUUCGGUAUGACUGGCUGACGAAAUCUAAUAAGUCAGAAGUGACCAUUCCAGUCUCUCUUGUCUUUGUCGGAAUAUUACUUUGUCUAUAUUAGGCGCCUUUGUGCGGCUGCUGGUUGGGCUCGAGAUAGAGCCCGUAAGGCACAACGGGACGAGUGAGUCCCGUAGGAACGAUCUGUGAGCGCUCCUCAACCAGCGCUCCCUUAUUGCAGCAAGUUAGCCCGUCAGUUGGCAACCUUCCAAGCCACUACUUUUGGCUCAUAGUAACAACCUGAAAGCGCGCUUAGUCGUGCGAAACAUAGGCGUUAGAUGUGACGUGGAUCCACUUAACUCUUCCUCUCAUAUUUUUCCUAACAAGAUGCAAGCGCGCUAUCGGACACCCGCCAUUCACAGACUCGAAUCUCGCCCACGUUCUCAGAACGUGAAACAAAUGUAUUCACCACAAUCCACCUUCUGUGUUAAUCUUUAGGUCCAUUUCAGCCCACGUCCUCACGGACAUCCAAGCACAACUCCCACGUUGACAACCAGUUAUGAAUUGGCUCUUUGUUUAGCUCGACUGGGUUCGGAUGCCCUUACGAAAUUUGGCGUUUGAUAAAGUCAUUUUGUGUGAAAUCGUGGCUUCUUGAAAAUGACUGCUUGAACGUACAGCCUACUUUGACAUUUAGUGAGCUCAGUGAUCCAGGCUUGAUUUGAACCGCGGCCGACGUUUAACACGUUUCUACAGAUGCCUCAAGGCGAUUUCACUCGCCGUCCCAGUAAGGAGACUUCCCGAGGCUUUCGUUGUUUUUUUUAGGAAAGAUCGCGUGACAUGUCAUAAGUAUUGCCCAGGAGUACGUGAGCCAACAUCUCGACCACUUGCGUAAUCUCCCUUUUCAAAGCUAGAAAUCCGAGUCUGCCAUUCUUAUUCAGUCACGUGUGGGGAACGCAAUUAGAGAUGGUGGAGAAAUUAGCCGACCUCGUGCGUUCAUUCCGCCCGCGGAUGCGCUUAGAGGGGUUGCGGUUGGCCGGAUAUCCCGAUCGUAAAGGUGGCUCCUCAUACUACGGUUUUGAUCAUAAGUCAUACGGUCACCGUGUCUGAGUGGUUGGUUUUUUUACUCUCUGCAUGUUAGACGAAGACGUGAACAAGUUCGUGACCAGCCAUCUUAUUGUUGUCGGUGUAAUACGAUUUAUGUACAGCUCUAUUCACUCACAAUUUACUCUGGCUUCCGCCAACUAAAACUGGUCAUGCGACAUAUGCGGUAUUCCAUUAAAGUUGCACUACUCCGCUCGGUCCCAAAAAUGCUCAAUCCUAGCCUUGUGCGCCAGCAACAAGACUUCUGAAACGCCUUCCUUCCGAGCCCCUGUUUUUUUUCCAGAGAUAGAAAGCCCUCAAAAUCAAUUCAAAUCAACAGCCGACGCUCCGCUUGCCUCCCCUCUGAAGUCCUCCAGUUGCGAGGCUCUCCAGGUCGAUGUGAAUUUCCACGGCCGACUCCCUAUUAUUGACCAACUCGAGAGGGCACUCGUCACGGCCCUUGUCAAUGCUGCUUCCCAUGCCUUGGUAUGA
Spirometra erinaceieuropaei is the source of this 47188-nucleotide messenger RNA. NCBI's taxonomy places the organism in Eukaryota, Metazoa, Platyhelminthes, Cestoda, Diphyllobothriidea, Diphyllobothriidae. The record is from the annotation of a GenBank genome assembly.